CUCUCUCUCUCUCUCUCCACUCGCCGCACCAAUGCUGAUAUUUCUCCCCAGCAUCACCAGCGGAGAGGAAGAGGUGGAGGAGGGGGAGGAAGGAGAGGUUGUGUCAGGUGGAAACGGGGACCUCUAUGGAUAUCAUCAUCACCCUCCACCGGCUCGCACCAACCUCAGCACCGACAGCAGCUCCUGGCCGGCGGUCACCGCUGCUGCUGCAGACACGGCGCUCUUCUUAUGCGCAGAGGCCCUGUAUAUCUGUAUAUCCUAAUGCAAAGACUCUCCGGACUGCUUCUCUGAUUUCCCAGACGAACAGCUUCCCUCUGUAAUAAGGACUAUUUGUGGGAAGACCCUCCUGGAAUAAAAGCGGAGCCUCAGUCUCCUCCAUUGAUAAACCGCUCUGCUCAUCGAUUCAGCCGAACGACGUCUUGGUGUAAGGAGAGGACAAAACCAAUCCAAGAAAACUGACAGUAAAACUGAAGGUAAGGCCGAUAGAAGGAUGACAGGAUGACCUGUUUCUUCAUAGGCUGUCGCUUUCAUUUGUCAUCCCCCAUGUUAAAGCAGGGAGUCGAGGUGCACGGUGUUUUUUCCUUUUUUUGCAGGAACGCCGGCCUGCAUUUGGGUGCAGGGUACUGCAGUGAUCUGGCGGAGGGAAGCGCUGUUUCAUGUCUUUUUCACCUACAUGUGUUACAUGAUGCUUGCAUGAAGAAGUGCCUAGAUAAGACCUGGAUUGUAAUUGUUUGUUUUUUAGUAUUUGAAGUGAUGAAUAUAUGAAGAAGCAGAAUAGCGGCCUAGUAAACGGGCUCUGGCAUGUUGUUGCAGUGUCAGUUUAGGGGUCUUUUAACGAAUAACUUUAAAUAUCAGAUCACUGCAUCGGGUAGGGUGACCUUUGGGGAGAUUGUGCCCCAGUGCUUAAUUUUAACAUUAAUCCACAGUAAUGGGCCUACUUUUUAUUCCUGCAGCAAGUUAUGCUGUUGUGUAUUUUUGGUCUGGCUGUGACCUCGCAUUACUUCCAAAUUUCUGCCUGUGGAGGUGUCAGUUCUACCUGAAUCCAGAGGGGGUUCUGCUGUUCUUAGUAAAGCAUGGAUAGCUCAGAUUUAUCCCUGUGCUUUGGUGAGAUUAGGCCGACAGCAUCACAGCAGUAGCUACUCUUGAUGCUGGAGCGCAGUAGCUUGUCAAGUUUAAUGUGGUGUGUUUGAUCACAGCUGCAGAAAAAAGUGGUGUAACCUCAGUUUUUCACUGAGAUGAUCACUGUCGUUGAAUGCAGGUGAAGUGACAGUUUGUUGGUGCAAAGUGUGUGGAUGCUUGUAUUGUGGUAAGUGGGUUUAAAAGGAAUACAAUGACAUAUUCAUUAUCUUUCAAAUUUCAAAGCCAUUCGGUAGUUUCAUAUUUAUAUAAAAUUAGUGGUAAAUGUUAAGACAGAUGCCUUUUUUAACCUUACUUGACAUUAUUGAAGUUGGAGGUCUUCAGUGGAGUUUCUGUCAGGACCCUCUGAGGGUUGUGGUCUUUCUGUGGUGCUCAGCACUUUGCUAUGCAGUGAAUUUGUUGCGUUUUGUACAAUUGCAUCUUGUGAAGUGUCUCUAAUAUAUCAGGAUACAGACACUGAUCUCAGUUAAAUUUGAUAUUUUGGUCAUGUUGAACUCUUGUCAAUAGCUCCUCAUAUACCGUAUUGUAUGUUUCUACAUCAGAAACAAAGUAACUGUAGUUGUACAUAAAGAGCAUACAAUUCUAGUUGUAUAAAACUGUGAACUGCAUGCACACACACACACACACACACACACACACACACCUACAUAGGUUUAUAUGUAUUUUUACUAAAUACAGUUAUUUCACGUCAUUAAGGUCAGUAUAAUGAUAACACAAAGCGUUAGCAUGUGUUUUAGUUGUAUAUCUCUCCAAGUGACUGCCCUGCUCAUGUAAGAUAGCAGGAAUAGACAGUUCUUUUUGUCACCCUCCUCUCCCCCCUCUGUCUUGUCUGGAUGACAGACAGUCCCUCUGGGACAAUGAAGCUUUCUGCUGCUCGCUCUGUUGUUUAUCAGACCACAAGGUUACUGUUUUGAUUAAGGCUUGCGGUCCUGCAGACUCAGAACUGGGCGGCGGCUGCUGCUCCUGCUUGCAGAUGUUGUUUCGCUGUGCUGAGGUGAAGUGAGUGGAAGUGACUCAGUGCAUAGUGUGUAAAGUACGUACUGGGUGACGUCACAGUGAAGGGUCCAGUGUGUGUGUGUGUGUGUGUGGGAAAGAGAGGGAGAGAGAGAGUAAGGAGGACGUUCAAUACAUAUAAAAACAACUAAAGUUUAUAAUAAAUAUGGAUGAAGAUAAAUAUGUUUGGUUGUCUGUGGAAAAGAAAUAAGGUUCAAGAUAAAGAAAGCUUAAGUUUUCCCGUUACAGCAUCAAGCUAUAAGACAGCUGCCUGUAAUUUUCCAAAACCUGUCAUAAGAGAAUUUUGACUUUUACCUGGACUCUUCAGCCUUCAGCUUACUUCUUAAUCUGUGUUAGCAGCUAGUGAAAUCAUCUUCAUCUAAACUUGUACUUUUUGGUGCCCCACUCACUGUUGAUGGAUCAGCAAGGGUCAGACUGUAACACCGUUCUGGUAAACUUCUGCAGAGCAAAAAAAUAGAGUUAGGUGAAAAGUAAGAGCAGGAACAUAGAAACAACACUUCUUCACAUCAGUGCUCUCCAUCAUACUAUGUUGUGUUGCACACGCAAUAUCAAUACUCCAAAGCUGGGGAGGUAAAUGCAGAAAAACACAAACAGACACGCUGAUAUUUUUGUAAGGACUGAAGCCUGAUUGACUCUAUUACAUUCAUUACACAUAAACGGAUUUUACAGACUCGUUACAAGCCUUCAUCAGCUAAAAAUAAAAAAUACCUUUAUUUUCUCCACACUGGACUUCGUGAGUGCAUGCAGAUGAAAGACAGAGGCAUGUUGUGGUAUCUUUAAAAAUGCAAAACGCUUCAUAUAUUUAGUAGACAGCUGAUCAUGUGAUCAUCAGCAGAAAUUCAGGAUGAGAUUAAUAGUUGUCAACGAUUGGAUGGCAUGUCAGCUGUAGAGAGGUCAUGGUAAAUAACUUUUAGAGAUUUUGAUCAGUGUUUGACGGUAUUGAUGAGGGAGGACCAGUGUGUAUAUGUGAGCGUGUGUGUGUGUAGUAAAUUAGGAGUGAGUACAGUGAGGGUCUGGCCCCCAUUAAGCCUCAGAGAAACAGAGACACAGAGCUUCUGCCUCUGACUGAUUAACACUGGCAGCUGUCUCUCUCUCUCUCUCUCUCUCUCUCUCUCUUUAUCUUUCCUGGGAUAUGACCUCUCGUCUCUCCUGUCCCUUGGACUUCUCUCCGUUCUAUAUCUCCUCUCUUACAGCAGCUUUUUCUUUUGUCUGCUGCAUUUCUCUAACAUUUUCUCUACAAUACCGUCCUCUCUUUGUCUCGUUUCAAUAAAUGUCUUUUCUCUCUUUCUCUCAGGAUUUCUCGAGUAUCCUGCGUUUCUCUUGCUCGACGCAAACAAUUAAGGCCGUCCUUGAGGCAUUAUUUAAUCAACAUGGUCAGUAGAAAAAAAUAUCCUCUCACAAUGUGGAAGAUACACAGAACCUGAUGUAAAAAUACUAAUCCGUUAACUAUGAAACCAUUAACCAUUAUCAGUUGUAGCUACUUUAUAGCUAAAGGACAGAAAUGAGCAGGAAAAAAAAAUACAAAUAUUUACUGAUAAUCAAUACGACAUCAAACUGGCAUGACUAUUUUUUUCUGAGCACUUGAAUGUUAAUGUUUCAGUGCUGCUCUGUUGUUUUCCUCAUAUUCUUGUAAAACACUAGUUUCUCCUCUCUGCAGUGAUCAUCUUUUCACUCCAUUCUGAGUCAAUAACCAGUUUUAAUUUUGGCCUAAUGUGGUCGGAUCUGUAGUAAGGAAUCAGUUGACUUUGUGUUUACUGAUGGGACCGUAUAACUACGGCCGAGUCACCAAAACCAGAUCAAGGUUACUCAGAGAAGCUCUGGAAAAGUUUCUGAGAAAAGAGAGGAUAAUGAAAUACAAAAUGAUCAUCAUUUAACUUGUUUCCCAAAAGUUGGCUGUUUGAUAAAACCUUUGUUUUUCUUUAUUGACUCUCCAAAUACUGACUUGGUAAAUCCAAAAUAAGUCCCUGAAGUACCUUUUCCUGUUUACUGCUGUUAUAAUCCUCCGGACCAGCAGCUCUAAAUCUACCAGGGUUGGUGAGUGAACAGUUUCUCUGCAGCUUCAGGCGGUAAAGUGCUUGUUUCGAGGGCGUGGCUGAUGUUUGGCUUCUCAUGUGCUGAAAAGAUGAAAGUAUUCACAUCUCUGUUUGUAUGGAGGCAUCAUCAUCACGCCAAAUGCUGAUAGUUAUAGAGGAGUGGAGGUGAGGACAGAGGACAGAGGGAGGAGUGGGGAUGGAGAGGGAGAGAGGACAGUUGAAAAAGUGUGAAGGAUAAUAAAGGGGAGAGCGGGGAGGUGGGGCGCCGAUGCUUUCAUUCCUGCAACGGUGUAAUGGUGAUUUAUUGUGGUUGCCAAUAGCAACAGCAUAGCUGGGGGGUGAGGGCAAUAAUAACACUGAGUGGUUUGGAGUAGAAAGCAUAAUGAGUGACAGUUUUACAUGCUCACCCCCACACAUACACACCAACAAAAGUGCUGACAGUGCUGGGUCAUUGAUUGAUAAAUCAAUGGAAAAUUAAUAGGAAUAUUUGUGAUUAUCAGUUUAUUAUCACUACAUAUUAUCACUACAUUCAAGAAACAAAAUGGACUGAUUCUUUCCCCUAAAAUGAACUCAUGAAAUUGGCUGAUAGUUAUUUGAUUUACCCUUUAAAAGAAUUUAUGUUUUAUUGAAGUAAGACGACAGUGAGGUGACGUCAAACAGGAGGUCUAACUAAGAGAUGUAAAAUAAAAGCUGAGCAGCAGGCUCACUUUUACAGCUGUGACACAGACGGGCUAAAGUCUGGUUUCUAAAAGGACAACAGCUGAUAGAGGAGAGACAGAACUCAAGUAGACACACAAAUACUCAAACCACCCGAGGGCGAAACAAAGAUGGACGCUCUGAAUAUAAAGCAAAUCUUUUCAGAAGCUGUCCUAUAAAACACACCGAGGUUAGAGUUCAGACCGAGAAAAAUCAGAUACCUGUCCUGAAGAUUAGAGGGUUGAUGUGUCAGUCUGAAACCAGAGAGAAUUAAACAUUUAUCUGAGAAAGUUAGCAACAGUCUGAGCUUAUAAAAAUGUAGAUUUUAGCUGUAGUAAUAUUUUUGACACAUGCAAAAGCUCACACACACACACACACACACACACGUUUUUUCCCACCACAUGGAGAGAUCAGUGAGGCUGCUGCUGUCCGCUCGUUUGAUCCCAGGUGUUGACUCGUAUCCUGGACUAGAUCAGACACUGAAACUCUGUAACCCUGUGGAGUCAGAAAGACCUUAUACAGAAAACUGAAGCUGUUUUCUAUUGGAGGAGCUCAGAAUGGUCCAGAAACGACCUUCUAGAAAUCCAUAACAGUAUCUUACUGCAGAGAAGACGAGCUCGCCAUCCAGUCUUCUUCUUCUGCUUCUUCUGCUUUGUUUUGUGGCGGUGGCAGCCAGUGUAAAGAAACUCCACCACCCCCUGCUGUAGAUCAGCGUGAGACUACCAAAUGCUUUUUUUAAACAAUCACAGUAUGAAAAUGUUAAUUUCUCAUAAAGAUGGUUAUUGUCGUUAUUAUUGGUGUGUUUCCAGAGCCCUCCACUCAAUGUUUCUGAACUCAAUCUGAGGUCAGAUUCUCCUGCUUGAGGUGACAAACCCACCUCACUUUAGUUAUGGAGGAGAAAAUAGAUAGUCAGGACAGUGUGUGUGUGUGUGUGUGUGUGUGUGUGUGUGUGUGUGUGUACGUGUGCGUGUGCGUGCGUGUCAGACAGUGUUGAGCCCACUCUCUUGCUUGAGGCUGGCUGAUUCCUCUACAGCUGAGUCUGAUGAUUAGAUUUAGGGUGAAAACACACAGUUCAACUCACACAGACAUAUAUACACACACACACACACAGACAAAUACACACAUCAUCACACAAAUACACAUCAAAGCAGCCUGUGUGUGCGUGUGUGUGUGUGUGUGCUGUGAGUCUGAUAGAUAGUAAGACACCAGGUGUUUGAGGUUAGGCGAGGAUCACAGCAAGGAGACCAGAGGACAGAUAGACAUGCACGCACACACGCACGCACACACGCACACACACACACACACACACACACACACACACACACACACACACACACACACACACACACACGCACUGUAAUUACAGUUUGACAGAUGUAUACCUCUCUUGUUAUGACUAUCCUUCCUCUCUCUUUGCUUUGUAAUGUGUUACAGCUCGAUGGGGUUAUAUUGAUGUUUUAUAAUGACUCUUAUUUUUGUUUUAUCUCUUUUAAAUCUCUUUGACAUUGUUUACUACCAUAGUAGUAGUAGUAGUAGUAGUAGUAGUAGUAGUUUUAGUAGUAGUAGUAGUAGUAGUAGUCGUAGUAGUAGUAGUAGUUUUAGUAGUAUAAUUAUUCCAAUAGACAGGUGAAGAAAGAAUGAAAAAAGUCCGUUGCAGUCAUUCUGACUCUGUUGUUUUAGGUGAAUUAAAUUAGUCGUCUGUUUAUCUGCACGGCGCAGUGAGAGUCGCAGCUUUACCUCUCUACAUGUAAUUUCAGUUUUUCAGUCUGAUUUCCUGUUUAUUUUUUAUUUUUUCAGCUCUGGUCUUGUGCUGUCUUCUUCUCAGCUUUAUCUCGGACAUAAAGCACUGAAAUGUUUGGCCGUUAUCCUCCUCAGGGAGAUCACUGAAGUGCGUUGCUGCAUCUCCUCUCUGUGUCUCGCAGGGCAUGAUGACAUUUACUCGGUAUGGCUGUAUUAUUACCAAGUGGUUUAGGUAUAGUGACAGCUGUGAGCCUGGGCAGUUUGUUGCUGUGGAGAGGAGAGAGACGGGAUGGGAUGAAAGGAGGAGCAGAAAGCUUGGCUCUUGGCAUCCAACCCCCUCUGGUUUUAUUGUUUUGGCUUGUCAGGAUAAUAAAAAAUGUUAGUAAUAGAAGUAAAAAGUCGAUGUGUCCACACCACCUGCAGCACUUUCCUAAGUUGAGGAGUCUUCCUGACAGAGACGCUGAUUUUAGCCUUGAAGCUUUUCCCAAACUCUUCUGAGAUCCUGAACAGUCUUGAAGUUAGACUGGAUGUGGGACGUUUGAGCCAGUAGGUAUUUUUGCUCCGAUUUGAUGUAAACCUGCGUUGGUUUCAGCUGUCUGUGAAAUUAACCGUUGACUGAACAGAUUCAGUGUUAUUGUUGUGAUGUUGAAUAUUUCUAUUUCUUACCUCUUUCUCUGGACUGUGUGAUGAUGUCUCGGUGAAGUUAUUUUUAUCCUCGAGUUUUUAGCCGUCAACUGGAGCAGCAGGAGAGAUGAGAGGACUAAAUAAUAUUACUCUGUCUCCCAUCAUCCUUUGAGUCAUCAGAGAUAUUUUAUUUAUAACUUGUCUGUUGUGAAAUACUCUGACGCCAAGGACAUGGACUGCAUCAUUCAUGAACUGAAAAAAAAACUGUUAUUUAUGGGUUAUAGUCUUUUUUUUUUCUUUCCUUUUGUAGGUUUUUGCUCAGAGGCACAUUGGUGGAUUUUGAACCCUCCUAAUUACACUGAUAGUAUUUCAAUUAAGUAUCCAAAGUCCUGAUGAAGAACGGGUGUAGCUGCAGUCAGAUGUCGGAGGGUGUGAGAGGUCAUGUAGAGUUUCAUUAUAAAGUGUGAACUGCCUUUCAUCAAACUGACAUUAAAGACGGAUCAUUCAUGGUCUCGCAGGGCGUUGGGCGCGAUGGCUAAUGCCUCCCCGGACCUGGACAACGCGGAAGCCCAGCGCCAGCUCAACAACAACAACCGACCAAUCGGCUCCGGGUUCUGGGAAACCGAGUGUACCAGCUCCAAACUGUUCGAGUGCUCCCGCAUCAAGGCCUUGGCAGGUCAGAGGUUACACUCACACACCUGUACAGACACACACAUUACCAACACUCUGUCACAAAGCUGCAUUUAAUCCUGGCACUGAAAAAACACACUCCUGUUCUACGGCUUUACCACUGAUAUGAACAUUUGUGGAUGAAAACAAAAAUAUGAUUCAUGUCAUUAAGAUCUUUUUGUCCUCAGGAACAGAUGUGUCUUUCUUUGUUUUUCCCUUUUGAAACUCUGUUUUCUUGUUUCUCUCAGACGAACGAGAUGCGGUGCAGAAGAAGACUUUCACCAAGUGGGUCAACUCCCAUCUCUCCAGAGUGUCCUGUCGGAUAUCUGACCUGUACAACGACCUGAGGGAUGGAUACAUGCUCACCAGACUGUUGGAGGUUCUGAGUGGAGAGCUGCUGGUACAAACACACACACACGUACACACACUGUACAGUAAUUUUGUGUAUAACAAUAGUGUUACUGCAUGUUAAUACUGUAGUAGUUCAGAAAUAAAGAUGCUGUGUUGUUAAAUAGUUAUAAUUCCCUCUUUUUCCACCAGCCAAGGCCGACACGGGGUCGUAUGCGGAUCCACUGCCUGGAGAACGUGGAUAAAGCGCUCCAGUUCCUGAAAGAACAGAGGGUUCACCUGGAAAAUGUUGGCUCACAUGAUAUUGUUGAUGGAAACCACCGUCUCACCCUCGGCCUUAUCUGGACCAUCAUCUUACGCUUCCAGGUAAAAAAAAAACACACACACGAUGUUAACUCUGCUCUGGUUAUCAAAGUGAUUCGGCGAGUACAGCGUGUAAGUAGUUAACUCCUUUGCAAACCGGCCCUGUAUUUAUUUUACUGUGUGAAGCAGCUGCAGGAGAAACGUUGGGAAGGGUUAAGGUCAUGUGAUUCGCCAGCACGUUUCCAUGACACUGAAAAAAAAGAAUUAUCGCCUUAUUCCGAUAAUAAGGAACCGAACAACUAAAGUGCAUGUAAACACCUCGGAGUUUGAAAACUCCGAUUGGUCGGAGAACUCCAAUUAAGACACCCAGAUAAUGCGAUUGGAAUCCGAUUUUCUCUACCAUGUAACCAGCGUAGUCGGAGUAUGAUCGGACAAUACAUGUACGCCAUGCCCCGUGACAAAAACCUCAGAGUAGAGGAGUAGCGUUGGUCUCAUCUUUAGAAGAAGUAGCGCGUCCAUCAUGUCGGACAAAAACAACGCUGUACGAUGCUCCAUCUUCUUGUUUCUCCAAAAUGCCCAGCAGCAGUUGUAGACACUUCUGACGUCUGACACCGACCUGCUGUUGUUGUUGACGGUUGUAUGGGGUCGGAAACAGCGCCGCUGAAAAGACCCACAUCGCUCCCUAGUGUUGGGGAGGAGGACACAUUCAUGUCAAUUUACGCGGACAAGGAGAGAAGUCCGAUUUGGCAAUAUCAUUGGAGUUUGUCGUUCACGAAGAUAAAUUUUUUCUUGUGAGGCAUCCAAGUUUAAAUCUGAGCUUCUGUUUAAGUGUAAUGACCUCCUACGUUUCCUGUGGUAUUCAUUGAUGCACACGGACGCUGUAUACAGCGGUGGUUUCGUCUGGGGCUGAUGAGCUGCCAGCGAUCCUGUUUGGGGCUGGCUAUCAGCCGCUGCAUCAUCAGCGUGCGACGGCGACAGCAGCGUUUGGUGGAUGAAUCCUGAAUGUCACAGCAGCCGAGUGGAAGCAGUCGCCUUCCCGUCUAUCUUACAACGAGGACGCCACACACACACACACACAACGCUCACGGCACUCGCUCGCUUACUUUCACUCUCUGUCAGCCUAUCAGUUCAUUUUUCAAAAGACACACACACACACACACACACACACACACACACACACACACACACACACUCACACACACACAGCGGGCCUUAGCAUCAGUGAUACAGGAUCAGUUCCUGCCAUGUAAGUACAGCAGAAGCCCACGGCUCCUCUUUAUUACGCCUCAGUGCGACAGCAGGGCUUCAGCACAAACUGCUGCUUUAGCAUUAUUCAGACCUUUCUCUAACAUUCAUCUUUGCACGGUCGCCCGGUACUUCUCUCUGGGGACAUGUUUUUGUCAUGCUAGGCUGCACUACCGUCCACAGAGCACAUUAAACAGCACUGCUAGCAUACUUAUAUCCUAGCAUGUCUUACUAACAGACACAGAAGAUGAAUACUGUGUGUGUGUGUGAUGAGGCUGAGCGGACUAACUUUUUAAAACUAAUUUAAUUCAAAUAUGAAAAUAAUAAUGUUGUUCAGUAUUAAACUUUAUAAUUAAUACAAUUGACAUCGAAGUUUGAACGACAGUCUGUAAUCUUUUCUUAAGUUUGAAAUUAAGGAUGAAAAUCUUAUUAUCAGUUCAGCUUUUAGACUGUGUUUUAGCCAUUAUGAGAGUGUGAUUUAAGCAGUGGUAGUGUUAGUUAAGUCCUACCCAGCUACCAGGAGCCGUGAGCAUGGCUUUAGUCCUGCUCGCCUCCCGUGAGCCAGCAGACGAUGGCCUCUUCAAUUUUGCAUGUGCUGAGAAUGGAGGGCAGUGCAGAACGUUGGCGUUGGGAUCAGGGAGGCCUCAGACUGUUCUCCAUCAGUGAUGUUUGAUUUCCUUGCAGACUUAUCAUCUAAAUUAAAUUAUAAUAAAAAUCAUAUUCUUAAGUUAUCAAAAUAAAAACAGAGACAAUGACGGACAUUAAGGCCUCAUCACACUCCUGCAGAACAAAAGGAGCAAACUGGAGUUCAUCGUGAUAAUAAUACACAGUAACAACAAGGGUUCAUUUAUAGUGAUAAACAUCGAGCUGCAUAAUAAAUAAGGAAUUUAUGUUGAUUUUGGGAUUAUCAAUCCUACCCAAAAAAGAAGUCUGAGGGCAUUAAUGGACUGUAUAGAGUAUCAAGAAUGAUUUCCCUUCCCCUCAUCUUUUCCCUCUUUCCCUCUUUCCCCCCUUUCCCCGUCCUGACAGAGAGUUUGCUUUGUCCAGUCAGCAGGUAGGGCUUCACCACUGCAGUGACUGCACACAGGCAGAAAGAGGGAGUGGGAGGAAGAGAGGAAGGAGAGGGCUGACAGUCAAAGGAAGAGAUCAGUCUGAUGGUCUUAAAGAUCCUUACAAAUAUAAUAUCAGACUCUCAUUUACAGUCAUUAUUACAGUCUACUCUCUGUUCUGUUGUGUUAAAUUUUUCUGCUUGGUCCUAAAAGUUUUCAGUCAUAUUCUAAAACUAAUGCAGCAGAAUUAUUGAUGAGUUCUUUGGUUUUUCACAGUAUAUACUAAUCAAUCAUUUACAGAUACCCAUUAGUAUGUCAUAAAUCAUGACAAAUAUUCAUCACUCACACGUCGCCUCUGAAUAUUGGUGCUCUGAUAAACAGUCAGCUAAGAUUUACUGACCUGGAAAAACAUUUAACUAUAAUGAUAUGAACUCUGACAGCAGGUUUUUGUUAAACGGGGAUCAUUUGAUCUUUACGUUAUUUCAUAAUUAGCUGUUGUCUGACAUUAGUGCUGGUGUGUCAGUGUGAUAACCUCUCAGGAAAAACUGGUAGGCUUUUAUUUUGAGCAUCACCUUCCACCUCCAAAAACAUGGGCUGUACUGUCUUUGUGUGUGUGUGCGUGCGUGCGUGCGUGCGUGCGUGUGACUGUGAGUGCUUGCAUAUAAUUGUGCCUUAAUGACAUGGCCAGCAGCUGAAUCCAGGGUGUUACGUCCCCAAUUACCACUGAUCAUGUCACUGUGAUGUGAUCAGCUGACUGGCUGUCACUGUCGGCGAUCAUCAGGCGCGGCGGUGACGUCUCUAAACUAAAGUCAUAAACUCUCUUUGCUCUUUGUCCGUCGUCUCUAUGAACUCUAUCUCACCAUGAGCGGGUUUUUAUUUUAUGUGAGUUCUGAGUGAUUCUCAUUUUUGUUUUGAAGUAAAUAAAAUUCAUAGAAGUAUUUGUUGUAGUAAGUUAAUGUUUAAACAGAAGCAUCUUCAGACACAGCCUCAGUUGUUUUUAAUCGUCACAUCAGUGGACAGAGUAAAUACCUGAAUAAUGAAAGUACACGUGAGAGUGCGUAAACAUCGAUUAAAGGUUUAGGGCCUGUAUCGUAACUUCUCUCCUCCUGAACUCUAGUUUUUUGUGUUCUCGUUCAGAUCCAGGUGAUCAAAAUAGCAACGGAGGAUAACAGAGAGACCCGGUCUGCCAAGGAUGCCCUGCUGCUUUGGUGCCAGAUGAAGACGGCGGGGUGAGCAGUCAUCUCCAAAAUACAGACUAAUAACCAUGACCGACUGUGACAGAGAUGGGGACCUGAGUUUGAGACUUGGACCUCACAGUAACCCGACCUUAGAUAGACUCAGUCUUGAGAUUUAGAGCAUGUGAACAAUCUUUUUAUUAUAUAUUUAUUUUUGUCACAUUUUCUCAGAUAUUAGUCAUCACAUAGAGUCAUUUUUCAGCCAGAUGAGACAGCUAUCUGCGAUCAAUAAAUGUAAACAGUGUUAGCUCUGAUUUUGAGAGAAUCGCUGUAGGUUUUUUACUGUCAGCUGAUUACAGUUUCAGUUGUGACUUUGAACAGUUUCCCAUGUCUGGCCUGUAACAGGUAAAGUUUGUGUUUCAGUGUCGGUUACAAUAACGCUCUCUACAUUCCAGGUACCCUGAGGUCAACAUCCAAAAUUUUACCACCUGCUGGAGAGAUGGCCUUGCCUUCAACGCACUCAUUCACAGACACAGGUGAGUCCUUUAUUUCACAGCACUAUAGCAGGUGAAAGGAAAAGGGAUUCAGAUCCACCAACAAAGACAAAGACGUUCAGCAGCUUUGACCCACUGCUGAUGUUGAGCCUCACAAACAUGACACUUGAUGACCUUGUCCCCAACAGACCUGACCUGAUAGAGUUCCACAAACUGACCCGGUCCAAUGCAACCUUCAACCUCCAGCAAGCCUUCAACGUUGCAGAGCAGCACCUGGGCCUCACGAAACUCCUGGACCCUGAAGGUGAGCGCGUUACCCACAAUUUCAACCACAUCCAGAACGUCUACGAAAAGGUUGUAUCCUCCGAUCGCAGCUGAUUGUAACCGUUCAAGUUAACGUGUCAGUUUCCACCAGCUUCUUUCCGUUCCUCUGAGGAUCGCCGGACUCCACAGCUGAACGCAAGAGUUGCUGGAUAUGAUUAAGGUGGUGUAAACUCCCAUGUUUUCUGUCUCUCACUGCUCUGCUGUGUAGAUGUGAACACAGAAAACCCUGAUGAAAAGUCCAUCAUCACCUAUGUGGUCUCCUACUACCACUACUUUUCCAAAAUGAAGGCUCUUAUUGUGGAGGGCAAGAGGGUCGGCAAGGUAAACACACAUCUCUUUGCCCCAAACAUAGAAAUAUCUCGACCUGUAACAUCUGUCAUUCACCGUCUCUGUGUGUUUUUAUUCUUCUUAUCUCUGGAUGUUGAUAUUUCCCUCUGGAUCUGUUCAGAACCUUCUCCUCUCUAUCUCACUCACAGGUUCUGGACAGCUGUGUAGAAGCAGAGAAGAUCGUCAACCGCUAUGAGGCUCUGGCCUCAGACCUGUUGGACUGGAUAGAAAAGACCAUCGCAGUCAUCAGUAACCAGAAGUUUGCCAACUCACUGACGGGAGUGCAGCAGCAGCUCCAGGCCUUCACCACCUACUGCACCAUUGAGAAGCCUAUAAAGUAGGUUCUUCAGUUUUACUAAGAGACCAACACCCUCAGGUGUUAAAUGAAACACAGACGGUUCAGGUGUUUGAAACAUGCCAAACUUUAGUACAGUGAUAUAAAGACAGUUCUGCUAGUUCUGUCAUCGCGUUGGUCCAAAUCAGUCUGAAAACUCCACCUCAGUUCACUCUUGGCACCAGACUGAGAAUUAAGACUUCACCAGGAGUCCUCAGCUCCUGUUAGACAGCCUUUACUUUGCUCUUUGAGUGUCCUUGGGCGAGACAACACAGGUGGAAGUACCUUCUGUUUGUCCUGAACAGGAGGGGAACGUGUGAGAAGAGGAGGAGGAGGAGGAGGAGGAGGAGGCCGUAUUGUAAAACCACGACACUUGAUAAAUUUUCUGUUUCUGCUUCUCAGGUUUCAGGAGAAGGGAAAUCUUGAAGUCCUUCUUUUCACAAUCCAAAGCAAACUCAGAGCCAACAACCAGAAACCCUACGUGCCUCGUGACGGGAAGCUCAUCUCAGAUAUUAACAAGGUCACACAGCCAUCAGCUGUUUUCUGUUUUUUUUUAAUCUUUCACCAAACAACAACACAUACUCAGGAGUAUUAAAAUGAUUAUCAUUUCACUUUCACGCUCCAACAGAUCACCUUCAGCUCAGUCUAAUUACUACAGUGAAUAUGUUCCAUGUAGCUCUGGUUAUUCUGCUUUGAUUUGACUUUUCUUUAAAAAUUCGUCUUCCAGGCCUGGGAGAGGCUGGAGAAAGCCGAACACGAGAGGGGCGUGGCUCUGCGCAAGGAGCUGAUUCGGCAGGAGAAGCUGGAGCUGCUGGCUCAAUGCUUCGACCACAAAACCACCAUGAGACAAGCGUGGCUCAACGAGAACCAGAGGCUCGUAUCACAGGUAUGACAAUGAGAAUGAAGUCCUGUUCUUCUCAAAGCUCCUCUGUGGUGGUCAUGUUGGAGUAGUUCGUCUUCGUCACGUUGAGCUUACAGAUGUUUUCUGUUUUCCUUCUCUCUGCUGACAGGAUAACUUUGGCUAUGACCUUCCAGCAGUUGAAGCAGCGAUGAAAAAACACGAGGCCAUCGAGGCGGACAUCGCAUCGUAUGAGGAGCGGAUAGGCGUGGUGGUGGAAUUGGGUGCAGAGAUGGAGGCAGAAGGAUACUACGACAUACGGCGUAUCUUGGCGCGAAAGGAGAACAUCCUCGGCCAGUGGAGUCUGCUGAAGGAGCUGGUGGCUGGGAGGAGGACCAGGCUGGAGAAGAACCUGGCCCUGCAGAAGACUUUUCAGGAUAUGGUCUACAUGAUCGAUUGGAUGGAGGACACGCAGGUACUGGAGGCCAACCAGGAGAGACAGUUUAAUACGGGCAGCAAAAGUAUUUAUUUAGGAGUUGGUAAAUGUUCAGACUGAAGAGAGCGAAGACUGGGACGUGGUGAUCCAGAGAUUUUCAGAUAUUCUAUUUUAAAUACGAGCUAAACCAAAAUAUUUACAGAAGUGUAUUCAGAGAUAAACAGUGAAAUGAGGGAGCACAAAAAGUACAAUGAAGGUUAAAGUUCCCUGUCACCAUCUUAAUCAUCUUCUGCUCAAUCUCAGGUGCAGCUGCUGUCCAAGGACUUUGGGAAACAUCUUCUGGAGGUGGAUGACCUGCUGCAGAAACACAGCCUGCAGGAGGCGGACAUAGCGGUGCAGGCGGAGAGGGUGGAGACGCUCAACACUGCCGCACUCAAAUUCACCACCAUAGAGGGUACACAUCAUACACUCACUUUUUGAGUUUUUGUUUUAACUGAAGGCUGUGAGAAGAAGGCUUUACCAGGUCGGUCAGAUUUAACAGAGGAGCUAGAGGGUUUCUGCCUGCUCAGAUGUCGUUCAUGAGGAAGUAUUUUAGAUUCAGUCGAGUCGUGUAAACUCAGUCAGGACACUUAUUAUUCAGUUAUUAUUUGGGGAUGUGUUUAAUCUGUAAACCUGUUGUUUGCGUCUCCCAGGUUACCAACCGUGUGACCCACAGGUGAUCUGUAACCGUGUUAACCACGUGUCCUCCUGUCUGGAGGAGCUAAAACAGUUAGCAGCUAAAAGACGGGCCGAGCUGGAAGAGUCCAGAAAACUUUGGGCUUUUUUUCAGGUAAGAUCAGCCAGAGGAGGAAAAUGUUGGUCAGAAAAUUAUAAUUUUAAUAAAUAAGACUGAGAGUUACAGAUCGAUCGAGCAUGUCGGUGAAGAAGCUCUCAGGAUGAACUUGAUGUUUUAGUGUAUUAAAAAAAAGGCUCAAUGACUCACAUCACUGCCGAUUCUUUCCUCAGACUGAUAUCAUGUGGUUGUUUUCCCCUUUCUUUACUUUGAAAAUAGGUCAGGAUGAUUAACGCUUUCUUGUUUGUCUUUUUGUGGUCUGUCAGGAGCUUGAGGAGUCGGAGGCCUGGAUCAGGGAGAAGAGCUCGAUCCUGGGAGCUCAGGGUUACGGGAAAGACCUGAGCAGCGUGCUGAGUUUACUCCAAAAACACAAGACGCUGGCAGGAGAACUGCUGGCUCACCGGUCACUUCUGCAGGUGUGUGUGUGUAAUAAUGAUAAUAAUAAUAAUAAUCUGAUAUGUUAUAUAGUUUUGAACAAUCUUAAUCACCAUCAAAAUUUUACUUGUGUUGCACCAACUGGAAAAUGGAUAUCAUGACUUAGAUUUUUGAAGAUUAGUCAGAUUGUAAUAUGACUUGAAUAUCUUGUGAAUUUGACAUUUUGUGGUGGAAAGUGUUUUUGUCGUUUUUUUUAAUGGAAACAUGAAUUUAUAUUAAAAAUAGAGAAUUUUCAAUCCAAAGAAAAACCCUCGAUCCUGCUCCUCUCCUCCAGAACACCAUGAAGCAGGGGAAACAGAUCCUGAGUGAGAAGAGUUUUGGAACGGCGGGGAUCCAGGAGCACAUCAUGGACGUGAAGAGCGAGUGGAAGAGGCUGGAGGACCAAGCCGCACAGCAUCUCGGUCACCUGCAGGAGGCGCUCAACUUUUUUCAGUUCUCCACCGAGACGGACGAUCUGGUGGUGUGGCUGCAGGAUGCUUACCGCCUGGUGUCCAGCGAAGACUUUGGACACGAUGAGUACUCCACCCAGUCACUGCUGAAGAAACACAGAGGAGUCAGCGAGGCCAUCGACAAACACCGCGUGCAUGUGUUAGCUCUGCGCAAACACACUAUAGCGCUGCCUCUGCGCUACCAAGAGGUGGGUCGAGGGUCCCGGUUUAUCCAUCACCAUAUUCCCUGACCCCUCUCGGUUCUCUCUGUUAUUCCUCGUCUCUUUUUCUCUCACCCGCAGGACUCACAGGUGCGUAUGGGAGAGGUGGAGCAGCUUUACACGGAGGUGAUCGAGGUGGCGGUGCUCAGACAGCAGUGGCUCCACGACGCCCUCGCAGUGUACCGCAUGUUCAGUGAGGUCAACGCCUGUGAGCUGUGGAUUGAUGAAAAGGAGCAGUGGCUGGACAAGAUGGAGAUCCCAGAGAGGCUGGAGGACGUGGAGGUUGUGGCUCACAGGUGAGGAGAAGGGAGCCAAGAGAUGAACAUCAGACACACACCUGUACAUUUAACAAGUCGUGUCAUCUCCCACAAUGCCGUUUGUUUCAGGUUUGAGAGUCUGGACCAGGAGAUGAACAGCCUAAUGGGAAGGAUCCUUGACGUUAACCAGAUAGUUCAGCAGCUUCUUGAUGGAGGUCAUCCUUCUUCUACAGAGGUCAGGGGGUGUCAGGACCACCUGAACUCCAGGUACUGAAGCAACAAGAACCACUGACACCCGAAUCCCAAUAACAACCUGUCCCACUGCUGACAUACACAACUACAACAACAACAACAGCAACAACAACAACUCUGAACACACACACACUCUUCUGUUUCAUUUCUACUUUGACGAUAUCCAUCAGAGCAGAUCUCUAAAAAUAAUCCAGAGAAACUAACCGACUGUCCCUUAUAUGGAGCAGCCUGUGAAUGUAAACACCGGUUCAUCAGAUCUCUGUCCUCAGAGGAGGCAGGAGUGCGUGGAAGAAGAGAGACGUUUCUGUUUGGCCGACACGGUCAUUUGCGCUGAUGUCUGCCCAGGUCCGCUCUUUCAUAUACGUCCCACUCUUACUCACUGACCACUGUGAAGUCUGGCAGCAGCAGAGUCCACGACAGCAGGGUGUCCACGAGUCUUGUGACCUUGGCACACAGUGUCAGUCUCAGGGUGACCAUCUGUGCCGGCUGCCUCCGUUACCAGAGCAAAAAUAAGACCAAACAAACAAAAUAAGCCUCACCCUGAUCUCAGGUACGAGUAAUUAAGAUUUAGUUUUAGGAUCUUCAUUUAAAAAAUACUUGAUGUAGUUGGACACUCACAGAUUACGACGGCCUUUGACCUGUUACUGAUCUGAAAUCAAAUGACAGUAAAAAAGAUUAUAUUAAUCUGAGGUUAAAAUAAACAGAUAUUUAACAGUGGCUAUUUUAGUUUUAUAAGAACACACUUUAAAUAUCCAGCUUCCUAAAAUGAAGAACCUGCUUCAGUUUCACUGAAGUUUUUUUUAUUCAUAUCUGAUAAAAAUCUUCAAGGUUUUUGUAUAGAACCGUUUUUUUUUUACAUACAGAAGAAUUUAUUUAAGACUCAUUUGCAGCGUUAACUCCUUUUCUGAAUAUUAAGAUUCUCAGUUAAUUUGUAUGCAACAGCCACUUCUCACGGGCACGCACACACACACGCACACACACACACACACACACACACAACAAUGAAAAUAUCUCCUCCAUCUUUAAGGUCACUUUUGCUGCCAGUGUCACUGAGCAGAUUUCAGUCUGCCUCUCAGUGACUCGACCAUUACCUCAUUACAGUCAAAGGGUGUGUGUGUGUGCGUGUGUUCAUGUGUGUGUGUGCGUGUGAUUCUUGGCUGACUGGCUGUGCAUUGAGACAUGCUGGAGCGGUAUCAGAAGAACAUAUUGUGUGGCGAUAUGUGAAGCAGUCAGUCCGGAGCUGAAACCACGACAGAGCGAAGAGUAAACAGAACGAAUCAGGAGAGGUCACGUCCAGUCUGUCCACCUCAUCACUGUGUUUUUGUGUUUACGUGACUUUUUAAUAGGAAGGAUUAUCCAAGUAGAGGUUACUCGUGUUUUCUCUCUUCAUUUCUCGUUACUUCACGAAUUCAAGUCUCAGAAAAAUAAUCAAACAGUCAUAGUCACAGUCAUAUUAUUAUUCUAACCUCGUGUUUGUAUCAGUCACUCAGCUGACCCUCUUCAUCACCUUCAAAAACAUUCAAACUUGUCGUCUGGCUUCGUCCUAUCUUUGACCUUUGACCUCUGACCAGGUGGAACAGCAUCGUGGAGUUGGUCGAGCAGAAGAAAGAUCAGCUGGACUCCAUGUUACGCCUACAGAACUACCUGCUGGAGUGCGCUGAGAUCAAGUCCCAAAUCCAGGACAAGAGGAAAGCCAUCGACGCCACUCAAUAUAUGGGCAGCGACCUCGGAGGAGUCCUGGCUCUGCAGAGACGACUCUCCACCAUGGAGGGCGCUCUGUCUGUUCUGGAGCCCAAACUUCUACAUCUGCAGGUCAAGAAUCCCAAGAAAACCCAUUCAGUGGUUUAGGUUCAGGUUUGGAUUAUCCUCGUAUCUUCACUGCUGCUUAAUGACAACUUUCUCUAACUGUAGGAAGAAGCAGAGCAUCUGGCCACAGUCCAUGGAAGUCGGGCCAUGGAGGUUCUGGUUCCGUUCGAUGGCAUCAGUGUGGAGUGGGAGGAGCUGAAGCGCACUCUGCAGGGCUGUGAAGACUCGCUGAUGGUGGCUAGUCGGCUGCAGAGCUUCAUUCAGGUACACAGGACCAGUUCAUACCUGGAGGAGGAGUUUAGUUUUCUCUAACUGACUCCAGCUGAUCAUCACACCAGCUGACUCUGCAGAGAUCCAGCUCAGUGAUCCUGGUCUGUAACUGAGGAACCAGUUUGAUCAUAUUUCAUACCCGUCUCAGAGCUUGACACUAAUGUUGUUCACAUGUUCUCCUGAGUUAAAAAAGUAAGGAGCACACAAAGAACUUCAGGGGAACAAUGAAAAUGGAUCAAAUAAUGUUUGUCUUAUUGAUCAACCUAAAUACUAUUAUUAGAAAUAAAUUUUAGGUCUUUUGGUCACAUGACGUUGAAGCUAUUGAAGGAAAACAGCCUUUUCUGAGAACAUCAACCGGUAAUUUAUUGAUGGUCCCUUAUUCAACACCUACGUUGACAGUGAGGGUGUCGAGUAGAUUUAACCGCGCUGCUGUUGUUAUUCCCGGUUAUGGAGAGUGAGAAGACACCGGUAGAUCCUCAGAGAAUGUCCGUCAGAUAUCCAACCUGAAACUAACUUCACCGCUGUAUUUACAGGAAAAUAUAUCCAACCUGAAACUAACUUCACCGCUGUAUUUACAGGAAAAUAUAUCCAACCUAAAACUAACUUCACCGCCGUAUUUACAGGAAAAUAUAUCCAACCUAAAACUAACUUCACCGCCGUAUUUACAGGAAAAUAUAUCCAACCUGAAACUAACUUCACCGCCGUAUUUACAGGGAAAUAUAUCCAACCUGAAACUAACUUCACCGCCGUAUUUACAGGAAAAUAUAUCCAACCUAAAACUAACUUCACCGCCGUAUUUACAGGAAAAAAAUUUUUGCCUCGCCUGAUUUUCUACAUGCGCACAUGGUCCCCUAAAUACAUUUUACAAGUCGCACACGUCUAUUUUUCGUCGCAAAUGUGAUUGUAACAGUCGCACUGUCGAGCCCUGUGUCAUAGUUGUCCUCAAAGCUGAACUCUUCUUUCUUAUUUUGCGUUAGGAUACAGAAUAUUGGAGAGAGUUAAUUAAAACAGAGAUCUGAGGUAUCUUAAUGAGUACGUAGAUAAAGGAUCUCUUUCACCCAUAAAUAAAUAUACUCUACAUUUGCUUGUUUUCCCUUCACUUUCACAGAGCAUGAAGAAAAUCUUGAUCCUCUAAUAGUGAGUCAUGAAAAGUAAACUCAUGUUUAUGAUGAUAAUGUUCUAAUGAGGGGUUCUCACACCACACACCAGGACCUGGACUCGUUCCUCACCUGGCUAGUCCAGACUCAGACCUCUGCUGCCUCGGAUCAGCUGCCCAAUGAUCUGGAGGAGGCAGAAAAACUCAUCAACAAGCACGCUGCCCUGAAGGAGGAGAUUGGACGGUGGGUUCUUGAAAGAUCUUUAGCAUGUGCUCCAAAAAGCUCUGCAGGUUCAGAGAAUGAAACCAGUUGUUGCUUCUGUUCUCCACGCAGUUAUGAAGAGGACUAUGAGCGUCUGCAGGCCAUGAACGAGCUGCUGGAGUCAGAGGAGGCUCCUCUUCCUCAGGCUGCCCUGCAGCAGUGGCUCCAGAAGCUGGAUGUUGGCUGGAACAAGCUGCUGGAGAUGUGGGAGAGCAGGAGAGAGGUUCUGGUCCAGGCUCACAUUUUCCAUCUGUUCCUGCGAGACGUCAAACAGGCCGAGUCUUUCCUCAACAACCAGGUGAGACAAAUGGACCUGGUGGUCUAGUGUCGACCAUUUCAGCCGGUCCCUCUGUCUGCUCAUCAUGAAGAACAUUUGUUUUAACCUCUGUGAUGUUUUUCUCUGAUGUACCCUAACUCCACACCUGUCCGCUGAUGUUUAUCUGUCCUGUGUCUUUAAAGCAGACAUGUACUCUGCUAAUUUCACCUUUUUAUCUCUCCAGCAUUUUAAUGACCGUCUCUGGAGAGGCUCAGUGUCUCCUCCUGACUGGACUGGGUGUGGUCGGUGUAGCCCUGUGAAAAAAGGGACUGACUUAGAGCGAGGGAGAGAGAAAGCGAGGAUGAGAGAGUGUGUGUUUGUAUGUAAGUCUGUGUGUCUUUGUGAAGAGAGUGUCUGUAUUAUGUGAUAUCAAAGUAGAGACUUUGGAGGCAGCAGACCUCACUACCUUUAGAUCUACCUGACGGUUUUAUGAUGAGGUGUAAGAGAAAAAACUAUCAGCUCCUCUGAUUCAUGUCUACUCUUGUUUAAUGAAAACCAGUUUGAUCGAAUCAAUCGACUUUUGUUGGGAGACUGAUCGAUUUGAAAUAUUCUUUUUUUUUGACCUUAUCUAAACUUUAGGCUGUUUCAUUUAUAAAAGAUGAUGUAAAAAAACAUCAGAGGACCUUAUAAAAUCACAGAUAUUCAGACUCUUAAUAAUAAUAACGUAUCAGUGAACUUUUGGAUCCCCUUCUUCAAUAACGACAGUCUUUGUUUCUGCAGCAGCAGGUUUGAGUCUCCAUAGAAAGUCUGUGUGAUGAAGUUCAAACCCACAGACUUCAGUUUUCAGUCUGCAGUCCUGUAUUUACUCGCAGCAUUAUUACAAACACAGAGGUUUGUUUUUCUAGACUGAAUGUCACAGGCAGAGAUGUCCUUGACUCCUGUGUGUGAGUGUGUGUGUGUGCGCGUGCAUGUAUGUAUGACUGUGUGUGUGUAUGCGAGGCUGUGUGUUGUCUCUCUCUGUUUGAUAAUAGAUCUUUACCAGGAACCGAGCCUCCCUAAAAGCCCGGGGGUGGGAGAGGCAUUUCUUCUUGAAUAAGAAUCAAAGUGUCUCUCUGUACCUCUCUGUUUCCUCUGGUCUAUAUCUAGUUCAGUUUCUUUAUUUUCACAGCUUAAAGACAUUUUUAUCAACACGUUUUAAACCGUCUCUCUUCAUUCAGUCUUUGGUUCUUCAGUGAUUUAUUGAACAUCAAUCCACAAACAUUUUUAUAAGGUGGUAAAUGCAAAACAGUCGCUCAGAUUAACAGACUCAGUGGUUUAUGAUGGAGUCUGUGAAAUGACAGGAACGUUUUCCAUCAGAUUUCUUUUAAAGUGAUCACUUCAGAAAAGUUUUUUCCACUGGAGUUUGAGUCAGAUUAUAGGACUGAUGAGUGGAUUCUCUAAAAGUUGGAUUUCAUUUCCUUGUUGGCUAAUCUGCUUUGUCUAACAAACAAGUUUCACUCACUCCUCCGGUGAAUUCCACAUUUCUUUAAUUUCUUCUCCAUCUAUUUACAGUUUGUCAUGUUUCUGAGUUCAGCUUGUUCUGUUUUAGUCUUUACAACUAAAGUUCUUGAACUAAAACUGUGAUUUUACUUCUUCAUCUCGCAGGAGUCGGCCCUCGCUCACGUGGAGCUGCCCACCACCGUGGAAACAGUGGAAGGGGCCAUAAAGAAACACAAGGACUUCACCACCACCAUGGAGCUGAACCUGCACAGGAUCAAAGCGGUGAUCGAGGCCGGAGAGAGUCUGAUCAGCCAGAGUAACAUCUACUCCGAGCGCAUCAAGGAGCGCAUCGACACGCUGGCCAACAGGUACAAAAAAAACAGAAACAUGUUUGAAUAGAGAUUUAUAGAGAGCUGUGAAGGAGUGACUCUGAAGAGCGUGGUUGGAUUACUGAUCCGAAGUAUAAGUAAAGAAAAUAUCUGAGUAAAGAAGGAAGUUUUCAGAUUUUAAGGUCAGUUUGUUCUUCACUCAGUAAUUUUAUUUUCUUCAGAUGAAAUUCUGCUCAGACGUCUCUCUUCUCAUUUGCUCAUGCUUGUUUUGGUUCUGUUCAAACCGAAACUCUCACACUUGAUCCCGUUUGUACGUUGAGCUGCUUUUAUAAUAUUCUGCAGCUGUUCAGACUCAGUGUGACGAUAAUAAACAGAACAAUAAGAACCGAAGAGCUGAACACAGAGGCUAACCCUAACCCCGAUGGAACAAAACCCAGAAAACAGAGCUCUGUGUCCUGAGACCAGAACUGACACCUGACCAUGAAAUCUGUGUGAUAGCUGAGGACGGCGGCUCUCUGUGUGUCUCUGUGUGUGAGGUGGGGGUUGGGCUCUGCUGUGUAAGUGUAUUUGUCCAACAAUAGUAAUGUGGAGGGGCCAUAUGGGCUUUAGAUUUUAAUUUACAUAAUUUAAAUCAUUUUUCUCUCAGGGAGACGAUAAAUGAGAGACAUCAUCAUGUUCAUGUUUUACACUCUGGUCGUCUCAAGAUCACUUUACUAUUGUUCUGUAGUCUUGUACUCUUUGUUUAUUUAUUAUAAAAAAACAUUUCUGUCAGUAAAACUUUAUUCAUGUCCAAUUAGAACAAAUUCACAUCUGAUCUACAUUAACAGGAAAACCCUCAACACACAAAACAAGAAACAAUGAUUUCAAAAACAAGAAUAAAAGGAGAAAUGAAGAAAUGAAGAAAUAAUGUUGAGCUGAAGGAAAGGUUAUCCGCUCUCAUUCUACUCCAAUCCUGGUUAUUACUGACCAUUUACUGCCAAAACACACUGAAAAACUCUCCUAUGGAAGAACUGGAAAUAUGACAUUUAUGACAAACGUGCUGCAUAUAACGCCACACUGAGCAGUUCUGCAUUUUUACCUGACAUGGACAUUUCUGACUCAUGAAUCAUUGUCUGCGUGUCGUGAGAUUUCUGGGUUUUGGUCUCGAAUACCUCACACCUGCUCACUUGUUCAAUAAUGAAAGUGAAUAAUAAAGGUGACAGAGGGCAGCCCUGUUUGAGGAAAGAUGUUAAUCCAUGAACAGAAACAACAGCUUGUGGAGAAGUUUGAAGCAGUUAGAUCCAGCUGAUUAAAAAAAUUCAUGUAGUUACAUGUAUUCAUGUAUUACAUCAGUCUCUAACCAACACAGUAACUGAAUGUGGUGAAUUUCAGACCAGACAGAGGAUUUAGAUUUUUUAGAAAUGCUUGAACGCCCUCCAAACUAUUUCUCAUUUUUAAAACAGGAACUGAUUGACCAGAAUUGACAAGAUCUCUGCCUUUCUGUGACUUUCCAGGGGAAACCAGAACAGACAGCUGGCUCAGCUGUGGCUGGACAAACUGAACGACCAGUGGGAGCUCCAGAGGUUUCUUCAGGACUGUCAUGAGGUAAGAGGCUGGAUGGUUCAACUUAGAAGUCUGAUGUCAAAGUAAGUCAGUGCAACUCCCUCUGAAGAGAGAGUGAAGGGGGCGGUAAUCUCUGAACCCCCUUUUCCUGUUAACAGAACCACCUUGUAACUUUAGCGACAUCUAGUGGUGGAGCAAGUUUUAGUGCAUCAUAGGAGUUUAAAGGCACACAUAUUUAAACCUCUUCUUUGUAAUUGGUCAGAAGAAACAAAAAGAUUUGUGUGUGCUUUAUGACUGUUUGUCAAAGUAAACCUCUAUUUUUAAAAGUGCCAUAAAAAUAAAGUUGUUAGUAUUAUUAUCAUCUUAGUCCAUGUCAUAAUUAUGAGAACUGACAUUUGAAUGAGAUGAUGGUCAGAUCUUUCUGAAGUCUAAUUAGCAGAAAUAAUGAAACAUGUCGUCGUGUGAAGACCCCCGUUUGGUUAUCUUGUGUCUGUGGCUGUAACAGACGUGGUCCUCAGCGUGUUUGUUUGUGUGUAGUUGUGGGAUUGCACACGGCUCACCUCUGUCCGAUCCCAGAGUCGGCACUCUCACCCUGCAGAGUCACGGGGGUGGGGGGGCGCGGGGGGCAUCUUUCUGGGCCAAAACCUUGUUUAGUUUCAGCAACUUUCUCUCUUUGGCACCACUGAAUAAUUCAGCUCCUCAUCAUUAAUUCAGAGGAGGAAGAGUGUAUCUGACCGUGUACUGUACAUCAGUGUGUGUGUGUGUGUGUGUGUGUGUGUGUGUGUGUGUGUGUGUGUGUGUGUGUGUGUGUGUGUGUGUGUGUGUCAUCUAUACACACUAUCCGUCUUCACUAUGCGGUAUGCCUAGUCUGUAAAAAUACAGUACAUGAGUCUUCCCCUGACUCUGUGUGUGUGUGUGUGUGUGUGUGUGUGUGUGUGUGUGUGUGUGUGUGUGUGUGUGUGUGUGUGUGUGUGUGUGUGUGUGUGUGUGUGUGUGUCCUGCCCACAGAGGGGGGGGGGUGACACUGCGUCAGUCUGUGAGAACCUUAGCCUGGGUGUGUUCCUCUGUUUAGUCUGCAUCCUGAUGUUUCCUGCGUCUCUCUGCUUCACUCUGAGCUUCAGAUAUCUUCGUCUCUUUUCUUCUUCUUCGCUCUCCAGGAUAAUAGUUAUGACUCAGACUCCUGCUUUCAGCCAUGUAAAGACAAAUAACUGCAGAUAAAACGUGUGUAUGAACUUAACCGCUCCAGUGAACAGCCAGUCCUGUGUGUGUGUGUGUGUUUGUGGGGCAAAAACAGGGCUUGCCUCCUCUCUUUGGUUGUAGUGGAUGAACUGCCCUCCCUAGAUGGAGCUGCUCUUUAAGAAAAACUCACUUAAUUAAAAACCAGCUGAAAAAACUUAUCUCACAGAAAAAGCAAAAGUUACAAGAGAGCAGAGAAGAGACAUUUCUGACCGUGUUUGUACUUUUAUUUCUGUCUAAACUGUUGAAACACACCUGUAAACAGAGGCCGGCGACAGUUUUAUGGGCUUUCAUUAAGUUUGUGUUCAGGUGUAACUUAUCAUUCAGUAAUACUCAGGCAGUCCUGUUGUUAACUUUUUGGUUUCGAUGCUUGAAAAAUUCAAGGAUUCAAAGAGGAACUUAAAAAACAAUCGUUUGUUCAGUAAUUUCACCUUUCUCAUCUAAUCCUGUAAAUCCUGGAGGAGCACUGAGCGCAUUUAGAAAAUUCAGAGUUUGUCCUCUUCCUUCUCAUGAGGAUGUCGUUGAAUCUGCUGUAAAGUGUGAUAGCUUUACAGAUAAACUCUGAUGUGAUUGAGGUAAAGAUAGGACUGAUGUCUGUCAGCAGGGCCGGUUUUUGCUGAGUCUGAUUUUCUGUGCCCUCCCUGUAAAUACUUUGAGAAUCUGUAUUCUUCCUUCUGUCAGGAACUAAAUCCUCCUCAGCACUAACGGGUUUUGAACAGAGCAGUGAACUCUGAGCCGCGCUCAUACUGCAGCUCUUUACCUGGAUUCACCUCCAGGUCUGUUCUGGGAAAAGAGCAGGUGUGUGCCCGAAGGCUUCAGGACUGAACACCGUGUGUCUGAAACACCAAUGACAAAUGAACUGUCCCUCUGUGUGUGUGUGUGUGUGUGUGUGUGUGUGUGUGUGUGUGUGUGUGUGUGUGUGUGUGUGUGUGUGUGUGUGUGUGUGUGUGUGUGUGUGUGUGUGUGUGUGUGUGUGAAUUCUUCCAUUUUUUAUCCUUUUCUUGUAAAUAUGAGCAGCUGUAAUUAUACAGCAUGUACAAAAAUUCCAUUUAAAUUACUCAUACACUCUCAGUUUUAUAUGUUAUUAUUAUUAUUAUUAUUAUUAUUAUUAUUAUUAUUAUUAUUAUUAUUAUUAUAAGUUUUGACAGGUAUUACAUUUUGGAUGAACAGAAUAAUUUUAAUUUCUAACACAAGCAGCAACAGUUGGGCUUGACAUUUCAUAUAUAUUAAUACUUUUUUGUAUCCGUAGUCACUUAUAUAAUAUAUCAUGUAGUAUUAUAUAACUGUGUUUUUAAAAAUUCAUUUUUUUUUGCUCAAUAAAUCAAAAAAAAAAAUCCAAAUGAAAAAUUUCCAAAAUUCAAUUUUAUUUUGUAAUAAUAGUUUAUAAUACACAAAGGAUCAUGUAGUGAAAUAACAUGAUGAUGAUGAUGAUGAUAAGGUUAAAGGUUUUAGCUCUGUUCAUCCUUCCUGUCACCUUGAACAGUCUGCUUAUUGAAUAAAUAUAAAUAAAGUUCUUCCUAUCUUCUCUUCAUCCCUCGCUCCCCUCCUCUCUGAUCGGCGUCUGUCGUUCCUCUCAGUCGAAGGUCGCAGUGAAGUCUGAUGAUGUAAAGAUGAGACCAUAAAACCCUCCAGUCCUCACUCCUCUCCCUCCUUCAUUCAUUCAUUUUCUCUCCCUCUCUGUUUCCAUCUUCCCUUCAUACGUCAGACCAACUCCUCUGCACCCCCCCCCCCAUCCAAUUCAUUCAUUUUCUGACCCCUCCCUUCUCCAUUUACCCAACGCACACUCACAGAGUCCCUCCUUCCUCUCCCUUAACCCCUUUUCAAUUCAUUUACAUUCUCCAGGGGGCUUCAGGCUGUGACCCCCCAUUACCUCUGCAGUCGCUCAGUCAUGGGACCUGCCUGUGUGUGUGUGUGUGUGUGUGUGUGUGUGUUUGCACAGGUUUUAUGAGUCUGAGCGUGCUGCAUACGUUGUUGUAUGUGUGAAGGUUUGAAGCGUGUUUACUCAUGUCAGCUGGCGUGUCCUUACCCGUCUGCACAGUGUGUGUGAUAGUGUGUGAUAGUGUGUGAUCGCUCCAGAAUGAGGUGACAGAGUGACGCACACACACACACACACACACACACACAGAGGAGGAGGAGGUGUCGGACAGACAUCCAGCCCCGCUCUUUUAAAGGAACAAGGAGGUGCAGUAAAUCUAGGAGGUUACAAAUAAAUCACUCGGGAUAAAUCAGCGCUGCUUCCUGUCCUUUUCUAUCCUCCAUCUCUCUUUUUCCACGAAGACAGCCCCUCUUGUCUCUCUCUUUUCCUCCGUCCAGAUCUCCUCUGUUUCUCUCUCUCUCUCUCUGCUCUUUGCUUUACCACUGCAGCAGCAGCAGCAGCAGCGUCAGGCUAGCUGGAGACGGAGAGUGCAGCUGCAGAGAGGAGGAUGGUGGAGGGGGUUGGUGUGAUGAAGGAUGAGACAAAAGCAGCUGUGGAGGAGUCGAGAGCGCGGCUCUUAGAGGAGACUGUUUCAGGGAAAAAUGAGAAAAAAAAAAAAACUCUUCUUUUGUGUUUCAGUUUUUCCUCCCCAUCACUCUCACCCUCUUACCUGCUUUCACACCAUCUAAAGCCCACCUCCCCCUCCACCUCCUCCAGUUCAGCAUCAUUGGCCAUGACUGGUGAGCCUGGAGGCUCUGCCUGCAUCCCUGCCCCCCCUAAAAUCCCAAUCCUAGUCAUGUGCUCCUCCCUCUCCUCCUCCUCCUCCUCCUCCUCCUCCUCCACUCGAUUCCUCCUCCAUCCGGCCAGGCUGCCCGCUAACUCUCUCUCUAACCCACUCGCUGCUCACCUGAACGGGGAGGGUGCCCGUGCGCUGGCUCGGCUGCCUGCCAUUUUGUCGUUUUUGGAUUUUUUUCUACCUCUACUUUUCUCUCUGUGAUCCUCAUUUGUGUCUUCUUUCUCGUCACUGAUUCGCCCCCACCCCUCCUCUCUCUGCUGGUAGUGGUUACAGCAAAUCCUCGGCAGCACAGCAAAUACAGAGAGAGAGAGAGAGAGAGAGGGAGGGAGGAGCGCAGCCUCAGUGUGAAGUAUCCAGACUGUCUCCUUUUUUUACCCUCCUGCUUGGCAUUUUCCAGCAGUAACACCUUUUGUGUGGCUGUCCUCUGAUCAACUCUACAGGAGGCGCCUCCUUAUAUCUCGCUCUCUUUUUCCCUUUUGGUCCUCGUUCUCCCUCUCUCUCCGUAUGUCUCCGGUGAAGAGCGUCAUGUAUCCAGCGAGGAUGCGGAAACCAGUGGCUGCCUGCUGCUGCUGCUGCUGCUGCCACGAUUUCGUUGGCUGUUCCUGCUAAACGCUGCUGGUAAAGAGGGUUAUUGGAUUUACAGUUUAGUGAGAAGAGAGGGACGGAGGUGCAGGUGGAGAAGCUGCUGCAUGCAGGUGUGAGGAUGUGGACGUCAGAUAGAGAGAGGAGAGGCUAAUAUUGACCUGGAUUUGUUGGUGGUGCUGUCAGUGCAGGCGUGAUCUGUUUUAACGGCGUGUGUGUGUGUGUGUGUUGUUUGUGUCACACUGACGUAUAUUUCCUCACUGAGGGACAGCUGUGGAGGAGCCGUGUGUGUGAGUGUUGGUGCUGUGGACGCUGAUCUGCUGGUGUUUUGUGUCUACAUGUGAAUUCCCGCCGCCAUGCUUGUUUGUACACGUGUGUCAGCCUACAUGUGCCUGCUGUGCGUCAUGAAAUAUUCAUGUUCGGGGGUUUGACCUUGUACUUGCAACUGUAUGUUAUUCUCAUGUAUUCAUCAACCAAGCCUGCGUCCUGUUUUUAAUCAGCUUUUACACAGAAACUAAUGAAUAGACGUGUUAAUGAUAACGAGGAUGAUGGGGUUCAGAAUAUCAGCGUGCACAUCAGAGGGCGGAGGAUGUUUUGAUGCUUCUUGGUACCUUAAAAAUAGUUCAUCAGUUUAUUAUCUAUUCUGUGACUGUAUACCCAUUACUGACCUCUUUCUCUCUCUCUGUCUCUAAUUCUCUCUCAGCUUGGGGACUGGGUGUGUGAGAAGAUGCUGAUGGCGAGGGACAGUAGCCGAGACGAGACCCAGAAGCUCCAUAAGAAAUGGCAGAAGCACCAGGCCUUCAUGGCCGAGCUGGCCCAGAAUAAGGAGUGGUUGGACAAAAUCGAGAAGGUGAGUCCUGACAUGUCUCAGAGAAUCAGUGAGUCCUUUUUUUUUAUUCUGAGCAGAGAGUUUACCGAGUCAUUUCAUGGGAACUUUCUGUCUCUGAAAGAUGAGCCGUUUCUGAGUGUUAUGUAGCUGUGCAGUAGAGAGGAACAGUAUCUUGGGGUUCCUCUCUGGUGUUUGUUGGGAAGGUGUGUUUCUGUUUCUGUUAGUUUGAUUUGGACCGGUGUUACUGCAGUUCGUACCCGUCUGUCUGUUUUUAUAGUUUUUGUGAACAGUCAUACAUAUCAAAGUGUUAGAUAUUAGGCCCCUCUGUGUUGUAGCAUAUUUGUAUAACAAAUACCACCAGUAUUUGAGCAUGCAGACUCUGAGCCAGUUUUUCCAAUAAGACUUCAGUUAUUAAGGAGUUCCUAAGAAAGGUGUGAAGAAAGUAGAAAAACAAACAUAAAGCUGUGCUGAAUAUCUUUGUAGUGAGUGAGUCAUCUUGAUGUAAACUGUGAAUGCCAGCUAGCUUACUGUGCUAACAGUCAGCAGUGUAUCACUGAUGAAGCAUUCAUUCUAACAGUUACACAGUCUUCUGUCGCCCUGUCUUUAACGUAUUAGUUACAUAUUUGUGCAGCAGCUGAAAUCAUGAAACCAAAUCCAGCAGGAAGGACAGGAAGUAUAACAGAGAGAUAUUCAGUCCAGAGGAGUGUGCUGUUCCGCCUCACUGCUGCUCUGGGUCCUCAAAGUUCUGUUUCCACAUCAGCCUCUUUUAUAAAGCUGCACCUGACACAGGAUGGAAGAGGGUCGGCUGGUGGUUCUGGGCUACAUGUCCAGGUUUCUGUUGGUUCUGUUCACAACGGACUGGCUGAGAUGAAUCUGGACUUGUAAAAUCAGCUCUGGUCAGAGGAGGUGUAGGUCAGUGUGAGGUCCCUUCAGGCCGCCUGUAACUCAUCACAGAUUUCCAAUCCCAUUUUAGUCACAGUCACACAUUGUGUGUGUGUGUGUAUAUAUGUGUGUGCGUGUGUGUGUGUGUGUGUGUGUAUAGGUGAUAAUUAAAUGACAUUUGAUAUGUUGUGACUCCACAGAUGGCUGAGGAUGUCAUGUUGCCAUCUACGUUAACAGUUUAUGAUUUGUUUUUUCUCUAAUUACUGCGUGUUGUUUUCUAAAUGAGGCGUCCACAAGAAAACAUAGAUCCCUUUUAUUCUGCUAAAUGACAGAGGGAUGAAUGUGUUCACAUAAAAAAACAGGACCCAAUAAAAGGUUCAGUCUUUGUCCAUCCAGGAGAAACUGUGGUUGAGAAGUUGAACUGAGCGUAGAAGUUUCUCAGCUCAGUCUGUCACCUCUUCUAAUACAUUCAACGGGCAAAUGUGAAAAUAGACAUCCUGUUUAAAGGGCUUCACUGUGACCCAGCUCCACCUCUGUACGAAGGCUCUGAUUUCACCAGUGUCAGAUGUGUUGUUACUCUUUGCUGCUGCUUUUCCUGCCUUGACCUUUCAGGUGUGCAGGUGUGCUCCCCGCACCUGAAGCUUUGUCCUUCCAUGUAAGCAUGUGACAGGGCAGUGAGUAAUGACAAUAAUAACCUUCAAGUGGUCUGGACUGAUGUUGGGGCUAAAUGAUGAUCCAGUAUAUGAUGACCCAUCAGUGUAUUUAGACUGAGGAACAGUUGGUGUCUGCUGGAAGAGCUUAAACUGCACAUGUGGAUGUUGGUGUGAAAACUGGUUCACUGAGUGUGUCAGCCAUGAAAACUCUGUGACAUAAUUUCCUAAUCCUCUGCAGUCUCGUCUUCAGCAGGACAGAAGCUGAACUGAACCCCCCUGACAGGAGUAGAGUAAUAGAGCUGAGGCACAGCUCUGCUUCAUGUGAUCCACCUACAGACUUCCUGACAGUCUUCAGUUCACAGCUGGGACUGUCCCCCUCUGUCUACAGAUGAACCGAAAGUAAAAACAAAGUAAUAAAUAAACGGGUUUCCUGUUAAAUCAGUGUAACACUGAGGCUGAUGGCUGUACAGGUAGACAGCAGCUUCACCCACUGAUGAAGCAUAUGCUGCUCAUUUUGACUAAUUACUGUAUGCCUGUUGCUGUGAGGUUAACCAGUUCUCUCUAUUAUUCUAUAUUGGGUGAUGUGAGUGCCCUUAUGUGAGUCAUGUGUAUGUGGCCCUGUACUUGUUAGCGAUAAUGUGGGUAUGAUGACUGAUGAGUAAUUAUAAACAUAUAUACUGUAAAACACAUAAACAUAAAAGGAGGUGAUGGCAGAGGAGCACAGUGAGCAUGGAGCUGUUUCCAUCAUAGAUUCAGAGGUUAUGUGCUAAUCUGAGGGUAGCUGAUGGUGUCACAGAUAUACAGAUGAGGUCAUAGUAUGAAAAAAGAUAAGUUUUUCAGGAGCAUUGAUAACAAACACAAGUUAUUUUCCAUCGAUGACAAGAACAUAAAAACAGUCUAAAAUUGUCUGUUUGUCUCUAAACGAUCUGUGCAUGAAAUCUGCUGCUGCCUCCAUGUAUAAGAGAGUCCAUUGUGUUUUUACGACACCCACAAGCUCAAGUAGAAGAACAUGCCAAGUGCAGUUUUUUGUUUGCAUCUUUGGAUGCAAGUAUGUCAUUUAGCUGACAGGAAAACAAACAGUAACAUCCCACUCAACUCUCACCACAUUCAGCGCUGAUGAAACAACAGAUCAACCUCAAAAUUCUCUAUCUCAUGUGUGUAAUAUUUUUGUUGUUUACUUUCCUAUUUAGCCGUUACAAUCAGUGUAGAGAACGAAGCCCACAACUUUGGAAAGCGACAUGUUUCUUGUGCUGAGAAAUGUGAGCAAGUAGGUAGGACCUAAAGGUGGUGACACUACAUAUGAAUCAAUAAUGCACAAUAAGUACAUUUAUAAAACCUUACAAAUGCAUCUAUAAGGCUGCAUAACAACCUGUAUGUGUGUGUGUGUGUGUGUGUGUGUGUGUGUGUGUGUGUGUGUGUGUGUGUGUGUGUGUGUGUGGUUUUAAAGAUCUUUUUACAAGGACGUUUUGAAAGCAGCAGCAUUUGGACUUCAGUUUUUCUUUGUCAAGGAGUUAUUUAAGGAUCCAGUCUUGAUUUAGAGGAUGAGAUGAAACAGAUUUGAUAGUGAGGGAUAUAAGUGUGCACACAGUGUUGUUCUCAUAUGUGAUAAAAACAUUUCUUUAGUGGUCCCAGCUUUAGUGGUCCCAGCUCAGGCUCUUCAGUGACAGACUGUAGCCCCACCAGGCCUCCUAGCUGUUGGCAGGUACAUAGACAGAGUUAAGCCUCUGAAGUUGUUAGUGGCAGCAAUGUUCGCCCCAUAAGCCUGUUCUGGGCUGUUGCUUAGCAACCUUUCUUUUUUUUUUUUUUUUGCCAUAUAAUUUUCAUAGGAUUUGGUAUCAUAGCAGAACUUAUGAGGUUUUGUAGACUCCUCUGGCUAGUUUGUAUAGAUGUUGUUCUGUCUGUUUACACUGUGCUGUAGCUGAGGUCUUAAACAGAAUCAUAGUUGAACCUCAUCUGAAAUCUUUCUCCUUUAAAAAGAACAUUUAACAGCUUCAUUGAAGGUUGAACAGACAAAGCAGAAAACUAAGACACAGUCUUCCUGAUCGAAAAUUCAAUCAAGUUGUUAUUGGAGCGUUAUUCCUGUGGUCCUAUUCACUGAGGUAUAAACCGUACAAACAAAGAGCAUCUUCUGUCCUGGUUUUGUCUCUCUGUUUUUGUCCUCUGAGAGUCUUGAGUCUAUUUAUGUCAUCAGGUAAGAGCUCCUCUCCACCUUGAAGGACUGUGUGAAGCACAUUGCCAGAUUUUGGGGUGUCUUUGUUUUUAUUCCAGUGUGUGUAAGCUCAUACUGGACCUUUCAGCUGAAGUGUCCCUGAGAGUUUGAGUAGCACCAAAAAAGGUUUACUCAUAAUCACAUGGUUUUGGGAUUGAGUCUGCCUGUCCCCCGCUCCUCAGUAAAACCACUGUAGCUGCUCUUAAUACAAUUUCUGAAGGAGUGUGUGUCCUGGAAAAUGACACAAACACUAUAGUUAUGAUAACACCUGUAGACCACUGCUUGACCUUUACCUGUAGACCACGCUUCAGCUGUGGUCCCUGCGUGGAGGAGACUCAGUGUUGUUGAGGGAGACCCCAGCUGAGGAGGCUUUUUCUGAUACAUUGUGAUGCAGGCAGUGGUCUGUGUCAGUUUCUGCUUUGACGUCAAGAAUCCAACAGCUGCUCGUUUCCUCUUCCUGUGCUUCAGGUGGUUGCCAGGCAACAUUCGUCCCGUCCUUUCUCCUCUCUUUUUGCCGUCCUGCCUCUCUGUGCUCUGCUCACGUGUGAAGGUCACUCCCCCCUUCUCUUUCUACAUUUCUUAUUAUGCUAGGAAACAGGUCAAGACUGAACAGGAAGUGAUGUCAGACACCCUGGGAUGGGGCAUGAAAACGCUUCGGAGCGAUGAAAUUCAGCAGACAACAGGAGGUGUUAAUGUGUUGUAGCACUGAGGGCCAAACUUAAAAAGCUGAGGUUUGCAGUGUUCUGACUGUGUAAUGAGAAGUUUAAUCAAUAACUCUGCUGUUGGGAGGCUGCAGAAGGACCGCGCUUCCUUUCACGUAAACACGUUUGAAUAUAUGAGUAUAAAGUUUUAAAAUGUGAAGCUUUCACAAAGAUUGUAAAAGAGAACGACCGAUGCCCGUCUGUAAAGAUCUGCUUUAGACGGAAACUUGAAGAGGAAGAUAACCCGACUAUAUACUUCUCCAUAAAGAGCAGAGAUUGACCACAACAGUGUCUGCUCCACCUCCAGGAGACGUGUUGGCUGUAAAGACAUGCUUACUAAGUCUGAAAUGUCUGUAAUGUAACUCUGCAGUCGGUGUUUUAGCCCAAAUAGAAGCUGCUGGCUGUUCUGGCCGAUCCGCUUCAGCUGCAGCAGAUUGUGUUUGUUUGUGUUUGUGUGAAUGUGGGGGAGUGUGUGAGAGUGCACAGUGAAAAUGGCCUCCUCACAAUGCCAGCCUAAAUCCUGUGGGCUUUUGAUUCCUGUCCCCUUAUCUUCUGAACGCUUGAACAUGAAUUGGCCUCAUUAACUCAUUAAGAAUAAGAGCCUGAACCACCACUCGCUUUAUUGCUCGUUAAAAAAGAAGCGUAUAGUUCAGGGAGUGGCUGUUGUGUUUGGAUUUUAAAAAGUUACGAAUUAAGUUGAAAAAUGAUGAAACUCCAGAUAUAAACGCGUGUGUACAUUUCUCUUUAGUUUGGAUACACUCUGUACUUCAUACGCACCUGCCUCAGCUUUACUCAGCCCUUUCUGCAUCAAACCUGACCUGUAGGUUUGCGCUGGCUGUGCAGAAUAUGAGAGUGUGUGUGUGUGUGUGUGUGUGUGUGUGUAGGCUGUUGUGACGAUCUGUGUGGUGAGAACAUCAAUGGAGCUGUGACGAUAGCAGCACUCUCACACUGAGACAGAGAUCCGAUGUUAUGUCAUUAUUUUGCUCCUGUUGUAUCAGAUACACAGACAUGGCGGCGUGAGGGAGAUGGAGAAGGGUUCGAGGCAGGUUGUGUUCUUGGAUUGUAAUAUUCUGUCACUGAUGCGUUGGCCCUCUUUCCUGGAUGUUGUCCUGAAGCUGCUGUAUGAUGUGACUGAACGCACUUCACCUCAAAAUACGAUCAACGCUUUUUCAGGGUUUACUCUGACCACCUCUCAGACAUUUCUCUUCCAUUAUUACUUUUGGUUAUCAACACGAAAUGGCCUAAUCCUGGACUACACACUCAGUCAUCGUCUAUUUUCUCAUCCUGGCCUCAGCGUGUCUCAUGAGUCUGCACAGAAGUCUUCUCUGCCUGCACUGCAACCCUGCUGUUAAAACUCGUAUCCCUCCAAGAUCGUCAUUAUGUGCAGCCGAACGGUUCGACACGAGUCCCUCUUCUCUAUUUUUAGCACAAUUUUGAAAGAAAAAAUAGACGCUCAGGUUGUUUGUUGUGGCGAGAUUUCAAAGAUUGUUUGAAGGUGAAAAAUUGAAGCUGCUGUCUCUGUCAGACUCUUGGGUUUGUUUCACAUCGACUAACCUCCAACUUUCUGAUGAAAACUAACUCAAUCCUGACUGACUCACAAAGUCCAUGGCCAGUAGGAGAGUGAGGUGAGAUGUUUUUUUUAGAGCUCAUGAGACAACAUGGGGGGGGGGCACUGUCAGUAAAUGAGCAACAGCUCUCAUCUCCGCCUCUAGCUGGGCACCUUCUGGAAAAUAUGUCAUCUCCAGCUGUGUGUGUGUGUGUGUGUGUGUGUGUGUAUGUGUGUGUGUGUGUGGUGCAGAUCUUUCACUCUGAUAUCCUCUCUCCACAUGAGCAGACUGCCUCAUACAGUUGUCCUGAUAGCUCAUCGUUGUCUCUCUGAACCCGUGAACCGACAUGUUUUCCUUCUUGUACAUUUGAAGUCCCGGUUGACGAUCUUGAAAAAAUCUGAGCCAUUGAGGCAGAUUUGAGAAAAGCGUCCCACCCCCCACACACAAACCCCUUCCCUCUGUGCUCCACCAUAACUCCGCCCCCUGAACCUGUAUCACCCUCCCCACGACACACCCCCUCUGGCAGAAGAUCCUACGCUAGCUUCAAAUAGGAUCCACCAUGUCGGAUUGUUAGUGACUAGCGGCGGUAAACGCCAGCUCUGCUAGCGAGCGCCAUCUGCAGCUGCCUGGACAGCUACCGCGUUGACAUGUCAGAGACUAAUCAGAGUUAUUUAUGUAACAUGAGCCACGAAAAAAGGAGAUCAAAAUGACCUGUUCAACUAAAACUCUGCUGUCUCCGCGUCUGUUUUCUCCACCGCACCAAGGAUGACCCGAUGGUUAUUCCAGUAAUUCUGUCGUCUUGUGUUUUCUUCCCUCUUUUGGCGGUGGGGUGAGCAGAAGUUUUUUUUUUUGGGGGUUUUUUUGCGUCCUUCUCCAUCACAGCUCCUGUAGCUAAGCUGCUACGCUACUUUUAGCCGCUCAGAGGUGAUUGGAUGGAGAGGCGGAGCAGGAGAUUGACCAAUGGGAGCUGUUCGGGACAGAUGGCUCCCAUUGGUCAGUGUUUUUGCAGCCCUGUACCUGCUCGGGUGAACAGAUUUUUUCAGUGCUUUUUUCUCUUCACUUUGUGGAGAUCGCACAAUAGGACCAUGAUCGCCAUAGAAACGAGGUUCAUAAUAAUAAACAAUCUCUACAAUCGUCAGCCAUGACUUUAAGACACGACCAGAUAACUGAAGGUUAGAAAAUAACUCUGAGGACUAAAUGAACUCACACAGCACUUGGACAGAAGAGGCCGUAAGGUCACGGUCUCUCUUUCCUGAAGUCAGCGUUUGGACUUUGAAGCACCCAAGACCAGGUGUACCUUAGGACCAUCAGAGGACUCAGCUGGACUCUAGAAGAAGAAAAGGGACCAGAAGAAGAACAGUCACACAGACGUCCUUCAGUUGUAUUGUAAAUAUUGAUGCGGUGGCCUCACUGUGACAGACUCACUAACAGUUGUCCGCUGUUAAGUUCAGACCAGACAGCAGAAUGAGGAGGUCCAAUCCGUCAGCUAGCGCCAGUGUUCCUCAUACACGCCCACUUCCUGUCCGUCUGGACCCUUCUUCCUCUUCGUCUUGACUUCCCAACUGUUUGUACUUUAUUCUCGCUCAUGCACACUGCGAUAUAUAGUUCAGUAUUGUUCAUGUUCUGUGUUUGAAUCACCCUGAAGCCGGUCAUCGUUAUCAUCUCUGUUUUGAAGAGGAUGAGUAAAUUCAGAGUUUUGAGUGCAGUCAGGAGUUUUCUGGUGAUAAUGGUGAAAAACUGUUUUGAUUAACUUCACCGUAGAGCGUCACGUCAUCUGAAUAACAGAGCAGUUAUCUAAGGGACAUGGUUUCACCUCUCAUCGUUUCAGAUACUGUCAGUAUGAACAGUAAAAUACCCUGAUCGUCUCUGAACUGCAGACUGAAAAAGUGUGAGGAGUGUGGAGUAGCAGCUCCAGGCCGUGGGUGAUGCAUCUCGAGCCCACACAGCUCUCCCACUUACCGCAGAGGACAGAAUACAUCAGCAGUGAGGGAAACGCUCCAGCCCGAAUGAAAGCUGACGUAACGCAUUAACACUGAAAUAACAGGACGAUGAUGAGUGGGUUCACACAGCUUUCCCUCACCUCUAUAUCUGUGUGCGCUAAUCUUUGAAAACACACAAACAGCUGAGGGACGCCAAAGUCAGCUUGAACACAGCUUCAUCUUCACAUGUUACAGGCACAGUAUGGAGUAUUCAGUGUCACUAGUAAAGGCCAUUCGGGUUUUGUUUGUAGUGAGCAGCUGUCAAUCAUGCAGCGUUUGGGGGACAACGAGGGAAAAGUGGUUGUUGUGUGGUUUUUUGAAAAUGGUGAGAAAUGGAGCUGGAGUCUGAACGCCUGAUGUGGCAUAAAACCCUUUUUUAAGAAUUAUUUAACCCUUUAAAAGACUAAGUGUGCUUUUAUUAAACUGAUACUCACAUCGUAGAUCGAGCUUCGUGUUAGCAGAGAUUUACCCGGCUGUUGUUGAACAGCUGGUCCGAGGGUUUGGACUAAGAUGACUUUUAUCGCCUCGGUGACAUCCGGCUUUCAGUCUCCAGGUGUCUGUGGUUUUUAUCAAAAUCUGAGUGGAUGAGGAUUGACGACGUUGUCCUCGGUGGAAGAUGAGUCACUGCUCAGAGUUAUUUGGCUGGCUGUGUGAAAUGUCUUGGCAGAAUCUGAAAUAACCACCUGUCAAACACCAAAUGCUGGACCUGCAGCGGGAAAAAGGGUCCAAACAUUAAAUCUGUUAUCAGCCAAAAAGGGAACGACGUUCUCCAUCAUUUUCAUGGUUUCAGUAAAUCAUGGUUGUUUUUGUUACUGACUUCUCUUACCUGUCUUUACACCUGGUCUGGGAGAAAGGUCAUCCUGUUUCUCUCUAGGAUCCAGGCUUUGUUUGAGAGAAGGACAAGACAGGUCUGUUAGCACCCCAACAGAAGGGUCCUGAAGAGUACGAUGGUACUGAUGAUAGGGAUGGGAAACAAGAACCGGUUCUUGUUAAGAACUGGUUCCAAAUGGUUCAAUCCAUCGAGAUCAUUUACAUUUUAUCUUAACGGUUCCCUUAACAAUCCUUUCUUCCGGGUGCCUUAAAAAACAGUCUUGCGAGUGCCAGUCUAUGCGAACGGGAACAGAGACAAAGGAAAUAACAUGGCAGACAAUACGAAAAGUCGGCAGAAACGAGCUAAAGCGUGUCUUAAUUUUACUAAGAAAGACGACAACAGUGCAACGUUUGUUCUUCUUAAAGUGGAAGAAAUAUGAUCUCAUAUUUAACGCACAUAUAGAGAUGUACUUGGGUAUAUUAACUCUACAGUUAGCUGUCAAGGUAGAGAGCAUUAUAUUUUCGGGACAGCAAAUAUUCUGAAUCAGAGGGCUUUUGUUUUCGGCCUAUCUGAAUAGUCUGAAUGAAAUCAUUAAAGGCACACACAUUUGAAUCCACCCGACGGUAAGGAAAACGUGGAUUAUUUCGCCUUGUUAUGGACUUUCAACCGCGCUCCCGUCAGGGGUCCAUUCUUCGACACAAAACCUGUUAAACACCGGUUCAUCAGCUGCUGCAGCUCCGUCUCAGAACAGCAAGGAAGGUACAUAUGUAAGAGUGAUUAUACGUCCUCUUACCCUGACAUGUCCUCUUUUGGGGGGCUGUCUGGGGAAGUUUAUAAAAUCCUUCAAAUGUCCAGAACGUGUAUCCAUUCAUUAUAAAACAGUGCAGAGCAUCAGUCCUCUCUGCAGCUCCGCCCCUCCGCUCACUUCUAAGCAAAGCCACUGACGUGACGCAUGCAUGCGCUGUCUCUGGGAAUUUAGAAUAUGCAGUAGUAGUAGUAGUAGUAGUAGUAGUAGUAGUAGUAGUAGUAGUAGUAGUAGUAGUAGUAGUGUCCUCUUUUUGGGGAUUCAGAAUAUGGUCACCCCAGAAACGCUGUACAAAGAGUUAAUGGUGAAAACCUAUAGCCUACUUUUUUUUAAAUCGAAGAAAGGCAUCAAUAAGGGAAUCGUUAAAGAAUUGACAGCGAUAUCGAUAAAAUCUUAUCAAUUCCCAUCCCUAACUGAUGACACUGAACCAAACCAAACAGAACCGAACUGAACUGGAUCACUUGGUGGACACUCAGCUGUUUGUCAUCGUUUGCCUCAUUUGUAUCGAACCCCAUCAAACACAGCAGCACUAAAGACGGUCCCACCAGUCGGACAUGACUUUGUUAUUGUUGGUUUUUACUGAUGUGCAGGAUGAGCUGUUCGCUCUUCCAAUUUUAAUGCAUAUGGAGCAGUCUGACAAAGCUUUCACUGUGGCUGCGGAAAAAAAAGGUCUUUUCUGUUUGAUUAAAAUGAGAUAGUAAUUCCACAUUCUCAUGUUUUUAGAAUAAAUAACAUUUUUACAAUCUCUUUACGUUAAAAAUCCCUUAGAUGAAGUUAAGCAAAUAGAUCUUUGUCUUUGUGCAGAAAAAAUAUCAAUCUUUUGUUUCACAUUGGGGAAUUUUUAGCAUCAUAUUUGAUGGAUCUGCCAGUAUCAGAGUAGUUCUGUUUUAUUCUUUAUUCAGAGGAUUGAGUAGAAAAUGUCAUUUUUAUACUUAUUUUCAAAGAGGAGGAACGUCGACUCUGAACUGAAUAUAAAAUCAAAUAAAAACUUAAGAAAUGUUUUUAAAUGUGCAGAAGUAGAACACACAAUUUAGUGUCUUUCUUUGUUUACUCUCCUCUCUUACACACACACACACACACACACACACACACACACACAGGCUGCAGAGAUGAAUUUCAUUUGUUCGGGGGAUGAUUUCAUGGUGGGGGAGGCUGAAUGGAAAAAAGGGGGGAGCAGGUGUACACAGGGAGGCCUGUGUGGGUGCAAGCAUCUUCGUGUGUGUGUGUGUGUGUGUGUGUGUGUGUGUGUGUGUGUGUGUGUGUGUGUGUUUUUGGGGGGGCUUAAAGGGGAAAGAAAUAUGAAAAGAAGUGAGAGACGGGGGAGGGGAGAGUGUGAGGUAAUUUAUGAGGCAUUUUAGUACGGCAAGGUUUAAUCUCCUCACACAAACACACACAAAAAUAAACACACACACACACACACACACACACUCUUACCCAAUUCUACAGCGUCUGCACAUGAUAAAACCAACAAAAGAGUCAGUGAACACUGAAGGAUGUGGAGGAAAAAGGCGAAGCUCUUUAUUUCACAUCUUUUAUAGUUUUAUUAUAUAUAUUAUAUAUUUUCAUAUUUUUAUAUUAUAAGGAUAUACAUAUUAUUGAUAGAACAGGUUUGUAAUCACUGUGAUCCACUGAGUUUUCUUCGUUGAUCAGCUGUUAGAAUAAUGUAAUCUUUUAUCAGGGGUUAAAAUGUGUUCAGUGUUAUUUGAACAUUUACAGUUUUCUCUUAAAUAGGAGGUUCUGGUCUGUUGUGACUGUUGUGGGUUUUGUGACGGUAAAUCACAUCAUUAACGGAUUCAUUCAUUCAUUCAUUCAUAUUUUUGUUCUCGUGGAGGCCUCAGCUCUAAAAUGAUCCGGGGGAAACUCCAGCUUGUGUGGUCUGAAUGUGUAUGCGUUUAUUUUACGGGAGUGGAGGGUCUGAUUAGACUUUGGAGAGUAUUUUGGUUUAAAUUUGCAUCCUGAUGAGGAGGAAGCGUUCAAUAUCGAACUAAUUUAUGCUUUAAGAUUAUCAGAGUAUGUUAAUAAAUCCCAGGUGAUCUGUGGAGACACAAUUCACUGAUUACCAUCGCAGCCUGUUUACCAAAUGAGACUAUUAUCCAAACAGGAAAUGGCGAACACGCUGAGCUCUGCUGUGUGACGUUCAGGAGCUCCCGUGCGUUUCAGUGUCAGAGCCCACGCUACACUAACACACGCAUGUUUGUGUGUGUCAUGUUUUAAACACGGGAGCUUCUGUCUGACUCCUCCCCCUUUGUUGCGUCUGCCCCCUUCAUCCAGGAGGGCCAACAGCUGAUCCAGGAAAAACCGGAGCUCAGCCCAGUGGUCCGAAAGAAGCUGGAGGAGAUCCGGGAGUGCUGGCAGGAUCUGGAGAGCACCACCCAAGCUAAAGCCCGUCAGCUGUUUGAGGCCAACAAGGCUGACCUGCUGGUUCAGAGCUACGAAAGCCUCGACCAGAGACUGGGCCAGCUGGAGGGUCAGCUGGUCUAUGUGGACCAGGGACAGGACCUCACCACUGUCAACAAGCAGCUGAAAAAACUACAGGUGGGUCAAAGGAGACAGGAGAUGGACCCGAGUGUUUCCUGUGUGAUUCUUCAUCUUCACAUGCUAAAGUGACUCUCUGUUUACCUUCACAUGUUUCCACCUCAUGUCUCAUCAAUAAUGGACUGAACAUCAUGUUGGAAAAUGUCGAACAACAGCAAUUCCCACUGUCUGCUUACAACACUCUUUAUUCAGCAGUCAGACUCUGACUGUAACUCCAACAUUAAAGAGAUAUUCCAGCAUAAAAUUAAUUAGACCCCCCCUCCAGAGAUGAAUGUUGUCGACCGCUUGCUUCUCUAGUUAUACCAACUUUAGUAACGACCGCAGGAUAGAAAUACAGAGAGACACGCCCCCAACCAAAACGCCACUCUAUAGCCACAAAUAAUGCUCAGAACAGCACCUAACUUCAUCAACAGGACAUAUAGGGUCACAGACAUAGUACUAGACACCAAACAUCUUUUUAACUUUGACUCAUUUCUUUAGCAAAGAGACUAAACACAACUCACCUACUCUCUUCCAGCAGACGCUUGUUUGUAGCGAUACCUCAGACCAGUCCAUUACAGACUACAGCGGGGUGCCGCAGCUCAAGGAAGAACAUUUAUGAUCAUUUCUUAAUCAUUUCCUUGAAGUAAUAAUCAUCAUAUUAAUCAUUUUACAGACGAGGUAGUUCUUCUGUCUUAGCGUCUCGGUCUGAUUGUAUUUCUAUGAAGAAAUUCCAUGAAGUGUUUUAUCCUUUCAUAGGAGUGAUUUUCAUUUUUCCAUCAGCAUGUUUUUAUAAUGAUAUCAUACUUUUCAUUAAAAGUCUAAACCUUUAAAGAACUUUUGGUAACCAACUUUUUAUUAACUUAUUAUUAAAUCUUUUGGAAAUCAUUAAAUAAUUAAAUUUAUGAAGUGAGGUCCCCAGAGAUGAAACCAUCUGCGUAUUUAACUCCUCUGUCUCCAUCCAUGUCUCUUGUAUAAACAUGUUUCCUCCUCAUUGGUCCUUACCUACUUCACUUCCUGCCUCCUAACUGGCAUAACCUUUCUCCCUCCAUCUGUUUUGACACCUUUCCUCCUCUUCCCCUCCUUCUCUCCUCCUCCUCCUUCUUCUCAUCAGAGCAUGGAAACCCAGAUGGAGGAGUGGUAUAAGGAAGUGGGUCAGCUCCAAGUGCAGGUGGCCACCAUCCCACAGCUCACGCAGGUCAAGGAGACCGUCGCUGAGCGCCAAGCUGCCGUGGAGGCCAGGAUGGUGCGUCUGAUCGAGCCGCUGAAGGAGAGACGGCGCAUCCUGCUGGCGUCGAAGGAAGUUCACCAAGUGGGACGAGACCUGGAGGAUGAGAUUGUUAGUCUGAUGAUUUUCAGUCGAACACACACAUACAGUUUUUAGAGCGACAGUUUGUGCCGGAAAAGGAGGAAAGGUUAAGUCUGUUCAGUGUAAAGUAUUAGAAGAGCUGAAAUGUUUGAGUCAGCUGUUUUUAAAGCCUCACAAGUCUAAAACUUUUCAGUCUUUAGAUUCACUUUAGUUUAUUAUUUUAAUUUAUUUUUUCAGUCUUUAGUUUAUUAUCAUUAUUAUUAUUUUGAUUUAUUCCAGGAUUUCUGUUUUUAAAUUUACUAAAAUGAGGAAGAAUUCAGGAGCACCCACUAAAACAGUCACUCGGUCCAUUGCAUAAGGUGCAUUUUUCUGCACCCACAUGACUGUUCAGUCACAGUUACUCAUUGCUGAAGGUCUUGUUGUUGUUGUUGUUGUGGUUUCAGUUGUGGGUUCAGGAGCGCCUCCCAUUGGCCAUAUCUCAGGAGCACGGCUCGACUCUGCAGGAGGUCCAGCAGCUCAUGAAGAAAAACCAGGUAAGAAAACCAGGAUCUGGAGAGACUUCUGCUGCAGGCUCAGAUCAUGGAGCAGAUGUGAUUCAUGAUCACUCAGAGCAGGUUCAAACCUUGUUAAAAAAAUCCAACAUUGAAUCUUAACAUCGAAGAUGAUCGUCUCCUUUCGUUGUCCUCUCCCCCAGACUCUUCAGAGGGAGCUGCAGGGCCACAGGGGCAGGAUCGAGGACGUAUUGGAGAGGGCAGGGAUCAUCGCCUCCAUACGCAGCCCCGAGGCUGACUGUGUGAGGGCAGGCCAGGACCAGCUGGCCCAGCUGUGGGCUCUGCUGUGGACUGAGACUGAGAGGAGGCAGCUGGUGCUGGAUGCCAUGUACCAGGCCCAACAGUACUUCUUUGACACAGCUGAGGUGGAGGCCUGGCUCAGCGAGCAGGAGCUGCACAUGAUGAACGAGGAGAAGGGAAAGGUGUGUGUGUGUGUGUGUGUGUGUGUGUGUGUGAGUUCGUCACUGCCUGAGAGUUGCUAAGUAUUUCAGUAACAAAAAUCCUUCCAGUCUGUUGCCAGUCUCAGUGUUUGUUAUUGUUGUGUUCUUUUUAACUGAAAAUCUUCUGUGUGUGUGUGUGUGUGUGUGUGUGUGUGUGUGUGUGUGUGUGUGUGUGUGUGUGUGUGUGUGUGUGUGUGUGUGUGUGUGUGCCUCCUUCCUCCAGGAUGAACCAAGCACACUGCAGCUGCUGAAGAAACACCUGGUCCUGGAACAGACUAUAGAGGACUACGCGGAGACCAUCGGUCUGCUGUCACAGCAGUGUCGACAGCUGCUGGAGAUGGGACAUCCAGACUGGUGAGCGUGAAAACACGAAGAUCUGUCAUCAGAGUUUUUCUGUCCUUUACAUGAGUUAUGGAGCGCUGCUCGAUUUUCUGCAGAUCAAACUGUAGGUGUUCAGAUUCACAGAGGGGUCAUUCACGAGUUUGUUAUUAAGGAAGAUCCAUGAGACUGAACCGGGUCAUCUAAAGCUCUAAUUAAAGGUCCAGUAUGUAGAAAUGUCGAAAUUCUAGAUCAACAUGCUCCCUUGCUCACCUCUCCCAUCAUUGAAGUGAUGAAGCUAACCUUUGAAGACAAGGAGCUUUAGUGACCAUAACAGGUAGAAACACCUAUUUUAUCAGCUGUCCGGAGCUCCUAUCUCUACAGCAGCAGCUUCUCUCAUCUUCUUCAUUUUCCAACUUGUGUGUUUUCAGCAGCCACCCACUGAAUCCAAAAACAACAACAGGGAACAGUUGUUCUGUUCUGUGUUCCUGUAGAAAUACAGCCGUGCACAAUAACAGCCUCUGUGGGAGCAGACCUGCUCCUGUGGGAAAAAAAAAAGGCUCAUUUUUAGUUUUUAAAAGACGGUUUCAAUAUUCAGGUGAUUGUACACUAAUAAAGACAGAGCCUUGAAUACUAUCCAGUUUAUUUUUACUAUUUUUGCUGCUGAGUUCUACGUACUGUACCUUUAAAAUCAGAUGGUUAAAGCUGACAGGAAGUUGACAGCUCUGAACUCAGACUGUAUGACGACGCUGCCAUGCAGGGGAGCUUCUCUUAAAUCAUGGAGCUUCAGGUAAAUGAGUAGUGACACAGUCGGGUUCAGUCCCAGAAAGAAAAAGGUCACACUGGACCAGGUCCUGGUCUAAAGAAUCUGGAUAACCCAUCUGACCUGCAAAAUCAGAAUCUGGUACAAAAACACGACUCCAUGCAUCCAUCUUUGUUUGUCAACAGUCCGUACAGCAGGUGGAGGUGUGAGGUGUAUGAGCUGCGCCCUGACUGGAGCUGACAUCAGCCUCUUCAGGAAACACCAGAUCUCCACGACGACGGCGCUCUCAGGGUUUGAGCUGCGUCUCUGACACACAGUCUUUCUCUCCUCCACAGUGAGCAGAUCAGCAAGCGUCAGUCUCAGAUCGAUCGUCUGUACGUGUCUCUGAAGGACCUGGUGGAGGAGAGGAAGAGCCGCCUGGAGCAGCAGUACUGGCUCUACCAGCUCAACAGGGAGGUGGACGAGCUGGAGCAGUGGAUCGCUCAGAGGGAGAUGGUGGCCAGCUCACCUGAACUCGGUCAAGACUAUGAGCAUGUUACUGUAAGUGUGUUAACAGGAACAUGUCACAUGUACCCAGUCAGGUUAGGUCAUGUUUUUAUACAGUAGGAGGUUACAGAGCUCAGUAAAUUAUUAAUAUUUUAGCUGUAAACAUGUUGGUAAAGAACGUUUACGAACCGACAAAUGAAAGAAGACUCAUCCCAAUCUUUCUGCAGAUUCUGCAGGAGAAGUUUACCGAGUUUGCUUCAGAGACCGGCAGUGUGGGACAAGAGCGAGUGACCGCCGUAAACCAGAUGGUGGACGAGCUCAUCGACUACGGCCACGCAGAAGCCGCCACCAUCGCUGAGUGGAAGGACGGGGUGAACGAGGCCUGGGCAGAUCUACUGGAGCUGAUGGAGACCCGCGCACAGAUGCUCGCCGCCUCGCACCAGCUUCACAAGUUCUUCUCAGACUGCCGAGAGGUGAGACACCUGAGGAGCACAGAGAUAUCGUACAGUCGUGUUAAUGUGUCACUGUCUGUGAGGAAUCCUUCAUGUCCUCUUUCUGCAGGUUUUAGCUCAAAUCGAGGACAAACAUCGAAGGUUGCCAGAAGUUCGGGCUCGUCAGGGCAGCACCGCAAACACCAGCACCCUGCAGAGACUCCUACACAGCUUUGAACAAGACAUACAGCUGCUGGUCACGCAAGUAAGUCAACAAGAUCAGAGAGCAUGUGAAAUAAACUGAGCUCAAUACAUGAGUUCAACUCCAUGUUAUCGAUCCAGGAUUGGUUAAAAGUAACUUUGACUGGACUGAUGAAAAGAAAACAGGAUAAUCACCAGUUCAAGUCGAACCUUCAAGUCGGCGUUUAGUUUGUCUUCAUGUGGUCUCUGCGAUGCACCUGGUGAACAGAAACAGCUGUUUUUUUCACCAAAGAAAGAUCUCUGAUAAAGCUGCUGUGAUGAAGCUGAUUUGCUGUAAUAGCAAACUCACUUUAGGGUUAUUUACUGUUUUCCUUUUUCUUUCUGUCUUGUUCAGUUUUCGUUUUCCUAAAAUCUGCUCUCCCGUCUCUCCCAGGUGCGACAGCUGCAGGAGAGCGCGGCCCAGCUGAGGACGGUGUACGCCGGCGAGAAAGCUGAAGCCAUCGCUUUCCGUGAGCACGAAGUGAUGCAGUACUGGAAAGAGCUGCUGACAUCCUGUGAGGACUGUCGGGUCCAGAUUACCACCGAGACAGACAAGCUGAGGUUCUUCAGCAUGGUCCGCGAUCAGAUCAUCUGGAUGGACUCGAUCAUCUGUCAGAUCGGGACGGGAGAGAAGCCCAGGUACAUCACGAAGAACAGAGACUCCAGUCUGUAUCAGCUGCUCUGAAACCAAGAGGAUGGGUGGGAACGUUAAAGUACUGUAACUGUAAACUGGUUUUAUAUCAAAUACAGUUUGAUAUUCGGCGCUCGUUGUACAAGAGUCACAUCAGGAUUUUAUCUCUGUUGAUAAAUGUCUGACUGAUAGAUUCAGCAGAAAGUUUCAGAGAAGUUGAGCUGCAGUUUUUUAUCGUCUCAUAUCGAGUUUUAACAGUCUCACCAGAACGGAUAACCAGAUGUUAACACUGAACGGGGAGGAUCUCUGUUUACUCAAAUAUCAGGCGUUUGGUUCUGAGGUGGUCUGAGAUGGUUGAGUUGCUCAGAGUUUUACGGGUUUUUGUGUGGUCUUGGUCUCAGUGUGUGUCUGCUCGGUGCUUCUUGCAGGGACGUGUCAUCAGUUGAGGUUCUGAUGAAUUAUCACCAAAGUCUGAAGAGUGAAGUAGAGGCUCGCAGCCGGAGCACGCUGGAGUGUAUCGAGAUGGGGAAAACCCUGCUGGCUGCCAGAAACCCCGCAGCCGAAGAGGUGAAACCAAAAUAAAAUAAUGAUCAACUUUAAUAACCAACAAACACGUCAGAGAAACAGGGAAAGGAAUAGGUCACUUUCACUUUCCAAGGUUUUUGAUUCAGGAGCUUAAAUUCAAAUUUAAUGACAUUAAUGACAGCUGGACUGACAGAAGAGCAGGUCUGAUGAUGUUUUAAAAAUGUGAUUUCCAGAUUAAAGAGAAGCUCGAAAAGGUUAUUAACAAACAACGUGAGCUGUCUGAGAAGUGGGACAGACACUGGGAAUACCUGCAGCAGUGUAAGUCCACACGAACACACAUGAACACACACGAACAUGAAUCUGUCUGAUGGAAGUUUCUUUGUUUUUAUUGAUAAGUUAAUAAUGAUAAUUUAUUAUUAUAUCAAAUAUUAUUAAUUUUGAUAAUUGAUCAUUUAAUUUAAUAAAAAUUUUCUCUCCUCCUCAGUACUGGAGGUUCACCAGUUCGCCCAGGAAGCGGUGGUGGCCGAAGCGUGGCUGACGGCUCAGGAACCGUUCAUCAGCAGCACGGAGCUGGGGGCGAGCGUGGAUGAAGUGGAGCAGCUGAUUCGUCGGCACGAAGCCUUUCGCAAAGCUGCCGCCACCUGGGAGGAGCGAUUCAGCUCCCUGCGGCGACUUACCACGGUACCUCAUCAUGGAUAGAUAACACAGAAAGUCUUAAACUGGGAUCAGACAGAGCUGUCUCUGAAAGAUGAGGUCAUAACAGGAAACAGCUGUUUGAGUUUGUGGUUCUUGGUGUGGUUCAGGUUUUGGUCGUCCCUCGCUCCUGCUCUCUGGUCUGAGUUAAAUCUGGUUUUCUUUUUGUUCCUCAGGUAGAAAAGUUGAAAGCAGAGCAGAGCAAACUCCCCCCGACCCCCCUGUUGGGUCGUAAAGUCUUCCUGGACCCUCAAGAUGCUUUACCCACGCCAUCUACACUCCCCCGCCUCCCAAUCUCCCCGGUAGCGAGACAGACCAUCUAUGAGCAGAACGAAGCCAGCUCUCCGCCCUCACCCUCACCCGCCACCCCGACUCCCUCCCCCUCGUCCGUGGCCCGUAGACUGGGGUCCACGGUCGCUAACUACACCCCUGUGAUGAACGGAUCCAGCUACCGCCACACCCUGGAGUCGCGACACGGGAACGUGGUUGGUGUUGCGGCGGGACUCGGCCAACCUUCACCUUCCUCGAUCGCCUCGAUAGCCACGGCAGCCAUGUUAGUAUCAGCCAAUCAGGCGCGAGAGAGCACCAGUGCAGCGAAAGACCAGGCAGCGAAGGUAAUGAGUCACCUCCAACCAGCACAGGCAGCAAAGGCAGUGGAGGUCAAAACAUCCCCGUAUCUACGGCAACCAAAAAUCAAGCACCUGGACGACGCCGUGACACCGCUGCUGGUGGCGAGCCGGCUGGAGAAAGCGAGAGAGAGAGAGAGGGGGCGAGAGAGGGAGAGAGAGAUCAUGAUGGGAGAGAUCGGGACGGAGAAAGCAGAGGUGGCGGUGAUGGCGGAGGUGGUGCUACAAGAGCCUGGCAGGGAGCGUCUGCACAGCGAGCCUACCAGAGGACCUCGAGGGUCCAGAACUGACCCUUUAGGGCACGCCGAGCCUCAGGUCCAGACCCACACCCACCACAGGGACCACAGGAUAGAGAGGCAGCUGUCGAGCGAGCAGCUGAUCCAGGCACGAAGGGAUGAGCUCCCCCAGGAGGUGUGGAGGGAACAUGCCGAGAGGAGGGAGAGACGGACGCUGGAGAGACAAACGUCCAGUGAGCAGGAGGGUUACGGGGGUCACGAAGGCCGGCGGAGAGAACGGGAUCGACACCGACUGGAGAGACAGGAGUCCAGUGAGCAUGACACCGGGAGAGAGCAGUCCGACCGACGCUCAGGAGGAGGAGGGUGAGAGUUGAGAGAUAUUUUCGACAUGUUUGGGGGGCGGCAUGUUUCAGUGCAACAUCUCGAUAAUCAAAUCUAGUUUUAGUCUGUCGUACAUGCUGGGCUCUGAAGUUGGAUCAGAGAUCAGGACUGGUGUCUUUCUCUGAUUCACAGUUCCCUCGGCCGAGAGAAGAGGUCCACGCUGGCAGAGAUCGUAGAGCAGCUGCAGGAAAGAGAAGCAGCUCAGGUCUGUGGUUCAGUUUAGUCCAAAAACUGUAUUUUCAGAUUAAUUUAAAACAAAUCCACUCUCUUUGACUGAGUCCUGGUAAACCACCACAUUACUUCACUGGUUUCCAUCGUUUACCUUAAAUCAGCUGACCUCUCAGCUGUACGGCAUGGUGUAUGACUGAAUCCCUCAUUUUUACCUGCUCUAAAUAAACUCUGAGAACACUGACUGAUCAUCACCAAGAAUAACACCUCCAUCUCACUCCAUCCACCCUCAGGCCCGUGGUGAGGUCCCCCGCCUGCCCAACGGGUUACCAGAAAAGUCUUCCCGUCCCGACCGGCCUAGAGCUCGGGACAGACCAAAACCUAGGCGGCGACCGCGACCCAAGGAGGCAGGAGAGACGACGCGACGGUCCAGAUCUGCUCCGGCCCAGAGCAGCCCAGCAGUCCCCCAGCCACCAACCCACACCGCACACCACGAGGGCUUCCUUUUCCGCAAGCUGGACAUCGAGAGCCUGAAGAAGAGCACCAAUAGGUGGGUGUUCAGGGUCCUAAUGAAGAGAGGAUGCUGUCAAACAGGAGGAGGAUGGUGCUCACUGGUGUCAUGAGGAUCAGACUCUAAGAUCAUCUUCAUGUCUUUAAAUAAUUGGAGGUCAUAUGAAGAGUUGAAAUUGGCAGAAAGGUCAUUAGUUGGUUAUUGGGGUUGAACCAAAAACAGGAACACGGUUAGUGAGCGAACACAGAAAGACAACAACAGAACUUCAGUCUAAACUGGACUUCUGAAAACCUCCAGGACUGAACCUCAAUAAGAAUUAAAUCUUCACUCGUUCUGACGCAGUCCUUCUCCUGAUGUCUGUUUCUCAUGACAUCACUUCCUGCGCCAUCUAGAGGUUAAUCGACUAAGGCCAGGGCAUGACUCAAGCAUGAUGAGCUAACCUGCUCACACUCAGCGCUGGCACUGCGUCGGACAUUUUCAACAGAUGCAUGACUGCGAGCGGCACAGAUGACACAUGGGCGGCCCCGGUGUUUUGGCGAAAGAGGCUGAAAAUUAACGUAUUCUAGGUGAUUUAUUGAAGAGUAGGCGUCCAAUAAGGUUUCAGAUCAAACAGAUAUCAUUUAGGUUUUAGAGUUUAGAAGAUAAUCUCUCUUUGUCUUUGGUCUCAGUGUUUUUGUACGGAGGGCUGGGCGAUUAAACAAUAACAAUUUAUAUCAAAUAUGAAUUUCCCUUGAUGUUGAUAUAAAACAUGGUCAAUAUGCUUUUCAGUAGUCGGCCAAUGAAAGCCAAUGAAAAGGGGAGUGUCUCCGGGUCUGAACCAAUCAUGUUCUGAAUUAGAACCAAGUAUCAACCAACUGCAGCGUCGUAGCAGACAGCAGCUCCACCCAACCAUAGCACUUUAACAGGUGAAGCCGACAGCACUGUUGGUGAGAAACAAAGAAAAUGAGUGCUACCCCCGACAGAAAUGACCAUGAAGGCUCAACAGAUGACCACAUCAAUGUCAACCACAACACUGGCGUUAGGAAAACGUCGGUGGUGUGGAGGUAUUUUGGUUUUUGGAGGUCGGACAUGAAGCAGAGUAAUGUGGACUGUAAAUUAUGUCGAGUACAUGUUAAAUGUCAUUUAAAAGUAACAGGGAACAUUUAAGAUUAAAAAUUGAAUUUUUUUCUAUAUCGUGAUAUCGAUAUCGACUGACAUGAAAAAAAUAUAUUGUGAUAAACUUUUUCCCAUAUCGCCCAGCCCUAGUCAUAAGUCUUAAUUCGAGCUGUUUUAAUUGGCAGAAACAGACCGUCAAUCAUUUACACUGUUUGAAGUGGUUAGGUAAUGUUUGUUUGUUUGUUUGUUUUUGGUUCAAAAGAAAUAUUUUUCAGCUCAAACCGACAAAAAUUCAGUGUUUUUUUUUUAAGUAAUCGACCAGUCAGUCUGUCUGUAAGAGAGUUAAUGAUCUGUGCAGAGAUCCUGUCGGUCCAUCAAACUCUUCUGCUUUAAUUGUGUUGCUUCUGUCAGCUGAUUAAAAGUACUGCUAAUUAGUAUAAAGAGUACCAGAAAGUGAAACGCUGGAAUGGUCCACCAGGUGGCAGUAGAGGUCGAUUAGAUCUUCCUGUGUUGGACUGGAGUUUAUGAAUAUUUGAUCUGUGUCAUCUCUGAUCAUCAGAAGAACCGAGACCAGCCAGCCUCGAACAUCCUAGUGCAUGUCAAAGCAGAGUGCAUGAUGCUUACAGAGCGAGCCCACAGAAAAACGCAGAGACCUCGGUCAGCUGACUGAUGAUGAUGAUGAAAGGGUGGAGCUUCUUGAAGCUUUGGAUGGCGCUUAGCCUGCAUACACGCGCACACACACAGGGAACACACACACACCACUUCACCUCCACAGAUGAUCGCCCUGCUUCCUCCUGAGAGACGCCAGCAGCUGUCUCUCUCUCCCUGCACUGCCCUCUAGUGGCCGGGCUGACCUCGCACAGCUAAACACUCAUCCCCUUCCAGCUGUGGAAGAGUCCCUCUCACCUGCCUGUGCGAGGCGAUGGAUGAAUGUCUCGUAUGUACAUGCUCUGUUAUGUACAUGGCAAGGUAAAGCACAAACCUGAAUGGCUUCAAUCCGGACAAGUCUGAAUCUCUACACACCCCCGAGUUCGGCUGAUGUGCGCUCUCUCUCCUCGUCCUUAAAGCUCAGAUGUGAUCGGAGGAAAGUCUGAGGGCGACCCCUCAGGAUCUUCCUUCAAUUAAAUCUGAGACAGAGAGGACACAGUCAGCCUGUGAGGACGAACUGAGGUUCAACUUGUCUCUGUUACAUAGCUACAUGAAGAGGCUCUGAGUAUGUUUAUGUGCACAUGAAUAUUGGGGUAUUAUUCAGAACUACCAACGGUUCCUAAUGUGGGUAGGGUGCAUGUGAGCGGUGUGUCUGACUCUCACAGUUUCUUCUGCGGAUGAACUCGUCUCUUCGUUAACUCGGUGAAAUGAUCGGAAAAUUAGAAACAUCCUGAAUUUUAAAAACCAUGUAAAUCUACAGUCCUGGUUUUUGGUCAAAGUCCCGGUUGACGAUCUGAUCUUCAGUUGAAAAAAACUGACCCGUUGAGGCAGAUUUGAGAAAAGCGUCCCACCCCCCCACACACAAACCCCUCCCCUCUGUGCUCCACCAUAACUCCGCCCCCUGAACCUGUAUCCCCUCCCCACGACACACCCCCUCUGACAGAAGAUCCUACGCUAGCUUCAAAUAGGAUCCACCAUGUCGGAUUGUUAGUGGCUAGCAGCAGUAAACGCCAGCUCUGCUAGCGAGCGCCGUCUGCAGCUACCGUGUUGACAUGUCAGAGACUAAUCAGAGUUAUUUCUGUAACAUGAGCCACGAUGAAAGGAGGUAAAAAUGACCUGUUCAACUAAAACUCUGCUGUCUCGGCGUCUGUUUUCUCCACCGCUCCAAGGAUGACCCGAUGGUUAUUCUCGUUAGAUUCGUUGCUUGGUCACAUUUCCUCUUUGACUCCACCCUUUCUUCUGUCUGCUGUUUUCUUCCCACUUUUGGCGGUGGGGCGAGCAGAACAGUUUUUUUUUGCGUCCUUCUCCAUCACAGCUCCUGUAGCUAAGCUGCUACGCUACUUUUAGCCGCUCAGAGAUCUGAGGGAGGGCCGGGAGGGGACGAGUCAGAACUACAGCAGAGGGGUGUGUCGAAUACAGCGAGGUGAUUGGAUGGAGAGGCGGAGCAGGAGAUUGACCAAUAGGAGCUGUCCGGGACGGAUGGCUCCCAUUGGUCUAUCACCUGAUCGGAUGAACAGAUUUUUUCCGUUCUUUUUUCUCUUCACUUUGUAGAGAUCGCACUAUAGGACCAUGAUCACCAUGGAAACGAGGUUCAUAAUAAUUAACUGCUGCCUCUCCAACCUCUCCAAUCAUCAUCCAUGACUUUAAGUGUCGCGUGUAUCAGCUUGGAUCAGGGCGUGCACAGUGCCGUUGAGAGGAGUCCAUUAACUCUACGAAGAAUCAACAUUAGGCCUUUAACUUUUAUGGCCAGUAAACAUUUGUGGCGUCCGUUUUAAUCCACGGUGUAUGGAUGUGUCCGACCUUCAGAGUUUAAAUGUGAAAAUAAAUGAAGUUGUUAUUAAAAGUCUUUGUGGUAAAAUCGACCAUUUCUAACAUCGUCUUCUGAUAAAGUCGAGUGAACACGUCAAAUCUGAUUCGCUCUUUUUUCAUUGACCUUCUUUACCGUCUCUGUAGGAUCGAUCUGUCCACACCUGAUCACCUGCACCUGUCUUCAGUUUUUGAUCCCGUUUUAGUUCACAGAGGGAUUUUGAGCGCCGUCUCUGAAUAAUACCUGUAUCUGGACCGAAUGUUGUGUGCAUGUAAACACGCUGACUCAGAGAAGAUGCAUGAACGUUGGACUUGGAGUUUGUUGUCUCCAUGAUGUCAUUUAACCAAACUCCUCCUCUUUUCUCCUCCUCUCUCUCUGGUGCUCCUGGCUGCUCCUCGUGUCUCCUCUAAGGUAAGUCAUAUGUCAGACCAACACACACACACACACACACACACACACCUUCGUAGCCUCCCCCCUCCCCAUCCCUCCAUCCCCACCUCCUCCUCCGUUUGUGCGUGCGUCCGUCCGUCCGUCUGUGUUUGUUCAGCAGUGUGUUUCCUCCCUUCUUGGCGCCGGUCCAUCCUGCCUACCCACCUGUCUGCUCUGGUCAGGUGAGUGAGGUGUUAGCCUAGCGAGAGAGACUCUGCUGCUCCCUCUGACUCCCCAAAUCUCCCCCCAACCACCGCCACCCCACCUCCCCCUUACUGCUCCACUCCACCUUCCCCCUCCUUCUCCCCCACUCUCCCUCCUCUUCAUACCACCCACCUCCCCCCACCACAGCAGGUCAUGGGUCAACCUGUACUGCGUGCUGAACAAAGGGGAGAUGGGUUUCUACAAGGACGCCAAGAACACCACCACGCCCUACAACAACGAGCCGCUGCUCAACCUCUCCCACUGCCACUGCGACGUCACCAACGGCUACAAGAAGAAGAAGAACGUCUUCACGCUCAAGUGAGGAGCUCCUCAAGUCUGAAUGUUUAUUUUCUACAGAUUGGAACGAAAGUCUCAAACAAACGUGAAUUUGAUGUUAGAUUAAACUGAUGCAGACUGAGUUUAUUUCCACAAACAGAUCACAUGACCCAGCCUGAGGGCGGAGUCACUCCUUUGUUGGUUCGGUUUCUUGGUUCAGCUGACAGGAUAAAAACAUCCUGAAUGAAUAAAAGCUCAACUUAAAGUUGUUGUAGUCAGGAUCUGAGUUAGCUCCAGUUUUUAGGAGAAAUCUUGAAUUUAAACUCUACCCCUCCCAACCAGUUUUCCCCUCAGCUCCUCCUCUCUCUCUUAAGCCCCGCCCACAAACAGACGCUCCUGCUCGCUCGUAUCGUUCCAAUUAAAUUCCGUUAUAAUGCAGAUAAAUACUUCAGAUCAUUACAAAUGGGGCCCAGUCAAGGUGAAAGUCAAAAGCAUUGGUGCUACUGUAGAUGCCAACAGACUACCAGCAAACACAAUGUUUGCAGGACUUCUACAACGAGGAUAAAGUGACAUAGUCCAGGACCCGAGGGAGGACAGUUUAGCGAUGGCGCUACAACACGCUACAGCAGGUCCGUUUGACAAGAAACACUUCUGUUACAGACACUUGUCUUACUUUGUUAAAGCGGUUUACCUGUCCAGCAGAAAGGUUACAGGGUCACCAAGAUCCCCAAGCGUCCCCCAUCGUUUAUGUUGACCCGGCUUUUUAGCUCUUAUCCGGUCUACCUCCGUUUUAAGCGCCCGUUAUUCCUCCAGAGUCUCCGGUAUUUACUUUGUUUUCUCGCUUGUGUCGGCAGUCGUGGCCAAAGGAGGAUUCAGACAAUUUUCCGAACUUUCUGGUUGGUUUCUACUGUCCGAUAUUGUAGCACGCUAACUUUGUUUGGGCUCCUGAACGACACGGGGGAGCAGCGUCUGCCUCACAACCAAUCAGGUUAGAGGAGGUGGAGAACGGCUUUGUUUACCGUCAGAAAGAGCGGACCGCUCAAAAAUGUUCAAAUGUUGACGACACAGACAUGAGAGAACACAGAGAUAUCGAUAUAUUACCAAAUGUAAUCAAUAACUAAUAACUAUUGACUGAUAUUAAAAGGUUUUUUGUAAAUACACCAAAAUUAAAAGAUGCUUCUUGAACAGAUUCCUGACUACACCACCUUUAACAGUUUGAGGUUGUUUUUAGGGGUUAGGAGUGACUUCACCCUGAAAGUCAGAAAGUCUCAGCUUCCAUACUUUUCCAAUAAAUAUCAGUUUUUAGUCCUUUAGCUUUCCUAAACUUUUAUAACUCUGAGUACAAACAGAUUAUUUGUUUUUAAAACUGUUGGAAGUCAAAUUCGUGUUUUUCUUGUCGCAGGACUAAAGACGGCAGCGAGUUUCUGUUUCAUGCAAAAGAUGAGGUGAGACUUUUCUGUCCUUGUGAUGGUGUCCUGGUGUAACCAAAGAAACCGCAAAAGUCUGACCUCCCCGUCUCCCCCCGCAGGAGGACCUCAAAUCCUGGGUCACAAACAUCACCACCAGUAUAACAGAACACGAGGAGAUCGCCAAAUGGGGCCAGCCCCAACCAACUACCUCAUCAACCGACGAGGGCACGCGUCGAGACGGCAGCAAGGCAGACAACAGGUCGGACCGAGGCGGCGAGCGCUCUGACAGGGCCGAUCGCAUCGAGCGAGCGGACAAAGAGAAGGAGAAAGAGAGGGAAAGAGAGAGAGAGAAGGAGAGGGAGAGAGAGAAAGAGAGGGAGAGGGGCGAACGAUCAGAAAGGUCCGAUCGAGGCGGGAAAUCAGAUGCAAAACGUUCAGAAAAGUCCAGUAAGAAAAAGUGAGCCGGACAUCAAACUUGUUGGGAUUAAAGUGUCUGAACUCCAGAUAGAAAGGAGGCGGGGCCAAAGACUGGUGGGUAACGCCCCCUCCUUCUCUCCACCUCCAACACUGUCAACAAAGAGGUCGUGUUUGGAUCGAAAGUAACACACAGGACCGAAGGACUGAACCGAGCUCACUCAUUGGACGGACAGGAUGGAUUCUCUUCUUCUGUGUUUGGGUGAGAACACAGAGUUUACCUAUGCCCCCUGGUGGCAGUUUCCGAGAACUGCAGGGGAGUUUUGUGCUGCUGAGCCCCUGGUGGCGUCACUGCAAGAGAAAGAGAGAGAGAGAGAGAGAGAGAGAGAGAGACAGGAAACGCAUCAUUUGAACUGAACGGCUGAUAGUGCGAAACCGUAGCUCAUUUGUUUCAUGUUUGUUUUUUCUAUGAGAUGAGCUGUACCUGUAUGUAUCCUUGUCCGUCUGUCCUAACUACUGUAUCUAUCCGUCCGUCUGUCUGUGAGUCAGGACAUCAUCUACACACCGUCUCUAUUACUCCUCAGAAACUGAAAGAGAACGAACCCAAAUGUUUCUCCACGGUCCUUCAGACUCAGAGGAACAUUUCAGUUCACGGUUUUCUUCACUUUCUUUCUCCGGUCCGUCUUGAGCUCUGGCCCAACAGUAACACAGGACUGAAGCUGGUUUUACUCUGACCCCAAACCACACUCAAGUUACAUUUAUCCACAAGCACCAUGAUGGACGAAUGACCACAGCGUGACAGCGACAGUUUAUGACUGAUUUUUUAUGAUGAAGUAGGAGAUGAGAAGAGUCAGAGUCAAAGCAAUCAGGACAGAGAAGAAGAAGAAGAAGAAGAAGAAGAAGGAGUAAAUGUUUAAUCACUGCCCUGAAAAAUAGCAAAGGGCUUCUCAUUUCAAACCGGUGAAUGAUCAUCGCUUCAGUCCUCCUAGACGUCAUGUUGGGAUCUGUCAGAGCAACUCUCCGUUAUCUACGAAGGGUUGAUUUAAGUGUGGGAGGUUUCAGGUCAGAAGAUGUUUCACCUGCAGACAGGACGGUCUCAGCAGCGGUCUGUUGGUGGAAACUAAAGCGUAUGGAUGAGUGAUCAGGAGGGGGUUAAAAACUAGACUGAGACCUUCGGGGCCUCAUUCACUAAAAUGAUCUUCAGCUCUGACUCGGCUUGUGUGAAAAAAUCUAACAGAAAUUGAAGCAUUCGUCAAUUAAACGGCGUUUUGUCGAUGUUUUAUAUGUGACGGGAUCUGCCCCCCACCAGGAUCUAUUUUUCAAAACGUCAUUGUCGGCUCGGUCAUAAGCACAACUUCAGCGCGGCGAGAUUUUUAAUGAAUGAGGUCCCGAGGAUUCAGUCGGCGUCAUCGACUCUGAUUCUCAUACAACUUCAGCCUGCUGUCACAACCAUCCUCUGAACACAGGAAGAUUAGUUAUAUUUAAGUGUGUGUGUGCGUGCGUGUGCGUGUGUGUGUGUGUGUGCGCGCGCUCGUGCAUGUUUGUGCUGCUGCUCUCUGCUCCCAGGGUCUCCAUAGCUCUCAGGUUAUUUAUGUUCGUAUGUGCUCGCAGUGUUUCACAUGUUCAUAUGUUUGUCCCACAUAUGACACCUCAGUCUUCCAGACAUGUCCGAUCGCCCACACACACACACACACACACACACACACACACACACACACACAGAUAUUGUGAAAGGUCCCUCAAAUGAUCAGAUCAACAUCCAGUGAUAGCAAAACAAGAAUGAAAGGAAGAUAUGAUGAAUAGUUGGACAAACUAAAACGAUGAAGAUCCAGAUUCUCAGAUCCAGAUUCUCAGAUCCAGGUUCUCCGAUCCAGGUUCCCAGACUGACCAAACAUGAUGAAGAAAAGGUUCGAAGGGUCUGGCGGUUCUGAGGCGCAUGUUUUGCUCGGAAAGAAAUCACUCGUCACAUCAAGCUUGUCUUUGCAGCUCACCGACUCGACAUUCACUCAUCAGUUUAAAGUCACCAUGAAGCCAUAGAUGACGGAGGAGGAGGUCUAGAUGAAGAGGCUGAGGGUCCUGGGGGUCUUCUGAAGGUAUAAAUGCAGCUGGACUAACUGAAGUCACUUUGAUGCCCUGUUAGAAGCAUCACAGUCAGGAGCGGGUCAGACAGAAUUUAAAAUCACGCUGAGAAGUUUUAUUUCAGUUUGUAGUUUCGAUUCAAGUCCGUCUAAACGUCCCAAACACACGUCCGCUUUUUGACUUACAGAUAAAUCUAAGAGGUGGAGAUGUUGAUCAGAUUCAUGAACUGGGGCAUGAUGGUCCUUGGAGUCUUUUUCACUUGUCUCGCUCAGCUGUUUGUGGUAAUAAGCUCGUUAGUGCCCCCUGAGGUCAGAAGGUUAAACACACCUUUUUGUGGUGGUUUGUUUGACCUGCAGGUGCAGGAAGGGGGCGCGUGUCUGCAGAGAAGGAUCAGCAUGUCUGGGACUCCAAUGACAAGACCCUGGUUUUUUGUUAGGGUAUCACUUAGUGCUCACUGAGGACCACAUUUAUGGUCUCCCUCUGGGUCCCAGAAAUGUGAUCUUAAACCUGCAGACUCUGGUUCUGUUCACACUGCUCAGGGGGGUCACACUGAGCCAGUUUUACUAAAACUUGAGUUUAGUCUGGUGGUCCAACUCUGACCAAAAAAGACUCUAAGGAUGGUGAACUUCCUGCCCCCUUCCAGAAGCGAGGGUCAGCCUCCUUGAGCUAGUUUGGGGGCUUUUACAUGAUCAGCUGGUGGUCACCACACUUCAUUACCACUGCUACAAAAACCUGGUCUUGCCGUGACCUGUAGGAUUAAAGGGAUAUUCCGGCAUAAAAUUAAGUCAGGAUUAAACCCACCGUAACACUGAGUCAGACCCCCCCUCCAGAGAUGAAUGUUGCAGACCGCUUGCUUCUCUAGUUAUACCAACUUUAGUAACGACCGCAGGAUAGAAAUACAGAGAGACACGCCCUCAACCAAAACGCCACUCUAUAGCCACAAAUAAUGCUCAGAACAGCACCUAACUUCAUCAACAGGACAUAUAGGGUCACAGACAUAGUACUAGACACCAAACAUCUUUUUAACUUUGACUCAUUUCUUUAGCAAAGAGACUAAACACAACUCACCUACUCUCUUCCAGCAGACGCUUGUUUGUGGGGGAGCCCUGACGGUGCAACAGAGUUUCGCAGCUCAAGGAAGAACAUUUAUGAUCAUUUCUACAAUACAAUCAGAUUGAGACGCUAAGGCAGAAGAAACUACGGCGUCUGCACAGUAAAAUUAUGACAUCAAUGAGAUGAUAAAGAAAUGAUCGUAAAUGUUCUUUCAUAAAUGGUGUCUAGUACUAUGUCUGUGACCCUAUAUGUCCUGUUGAUGAAGUUAGGUGCUGUUCUGAGCAUUAUUUGUGGCUAUAGAGUGGCGUUUUGGUUGAGGUUUGUUUAUGGCUCCUCAGACCGCUGUGUGUUACGGUGGGUUUUUACACCGGAAUAUCCCUUUAAGUAGGGCUUUGAAUACUUUUGCCUCUCCUGCAGAUCCUGGAGCUGUAACUGCCAGCAGCUGUCAAUCAAACACCAACUCAUGAAAAGGGGGCGUGUCUAACAUUUUCCCAAACAUGUUUUCUUUCUGUGGUUAUGAAAGGUAGAGGUGGUUCCCUUUGACGAACAGAGACAGACAUUUUCUCCGAGCAGCCCGAGAACCUGUCGGCUCAGUUUUAGUCCAAAUCUCCAAGAGUUUAUUUUCCUGGUUGAUCCUAUUUUUGUUUCUUUAAAGUCCAAAAUUAUCACCAUGAAAGCAAUAUCACAUCUUCCCAUGUUUUCACCGAGGGUUUUAAAUUCUGUCUGACCUGUCCGUCCACUAAAUGUGUAUCAUAAAACAUGUCUUAAAAACUGUUCCUUUUUUAAAUCUUGUUUUAUCUCCACACACUUUAUGCAUCUUAACCCAGUGUGAAUGCCAGAUCAAUGCAAUCAUUUACAUGCAUGAUGGACACAACAAACAAAGUUAAAGAUGAAUUUUGAAUGAGCAAACCUUGAGUGUGAAGGGACAGUGCUGUCCUCUGCUGUGGGAUCAUGAAUCUGACAGCAUCAUGAACGGACACACUCUCCGAUUUUAGACACAUGCAGGGUACCGCCGGGAGGAGUCAUCAUAGAGGAGGUCGUCUGUUUGCAACAGAUGAGCGGACUCUACAUGUUUUACAUCUGGACAGACUGAAGUGCAUUGACGCUCUGGAUGAGCUGGUUCGUACCCUGCCUGUCUGUGUGUCUGUGCUGUUCUGGUCACAUCAACCUCAGUCUGUGGGCGGUGAUGAAACGAUGAAUAAAAUACCUUUUGGUUUAUCAUGAAUCUCUU
Xyrichtys novacula (pearly razorfish) is the source of this 60664-nucleotide messenger RNA. NCBI's taxonomy places the organism in Eukaryota, Metazoa, Chordata, Actinopteri, Labriformes, Labridae. The record is from the annotation of a GenBank genome assembly.